Pelobates cultripes (western spadefoot toad) is the source of this 66367-nucleotide messenger RNA. The record is from the annotation of a GenBank genome assembly. Lineage: Eukaryota; Metazoa; Chordata; Amphibia; Anura; Pelobatidae.
AAUACAAAGCUUAUAAUGAGCUGUGUUUGUCAACAAUCACUGUUAAACCAAAACAAUGGCGUCGCAUGCAGUCCGGCGACAUGCUGUGACAGGGUGCGCGCUCUCUAGCGCUUCUAACGGUCUACAGGCCGCAAUGGUGUUUUCCUUUUGAAAUCGACGAGGAGCCAAUCAGACACAGCUUUCUCUCCAGUCCCGUUACCUGAGCUCGGGAGGGUUUUUUUUUUCUUUUUUUUUUUCAUUAUUAACUUUAUAGUUAAAGUGACAAAGCGACAAUAUUAACACUGGAGAAGUAGCUCACGUUUAACGGACCGAAUGGGUUGAUGGCUGGAUAUGUGACAACGACAUGGCGUGGGACAAACAGGUCAGUGACAGCGGGUCACUGCAGAGGGUGGAUAUAGUACGUGUCCAUUGUCCAGGUGCCAUCACUGUCAUUGUACUCAGGCUGUACAUACACAGCCCCCCCCCCCCCACAUAUUGCCCUGAUGGGUCCCUGAAUGUCCUCCAUAAAGCCCUGGCCCUCUCCUUACAGCAUGUCAUGCAGGGAGCAUGGAGAGGGCCAGGGCUUGUGACCUGCUCCCAUAAUCUGCAGCAGGAAAUGGGUGAAGGGAAGGUAGGGCUGGAGAGUCUGCCAGCCAGCAUACUAUGACACCAUAACUACCAUAACCACUGAGCCAGUGUGAAGCCCACACCUAUCAGUCAUAACCCCCAUUGUGACACUCUGUCCCUCCUGGGUACACUCACUGUCCUUCCUAGCAUGGGAAAUGAGUGAUUGGGCAUUACUCAGCAUGGAAGGUCUGUGCUGGGGGAAAAGGGAAGGGCUUCCAGUAGCUGCAGACACUAGAUCUGCAGCUAGUGUAAGCGAGGUUUUAUAUACACACAAAGGAACAUCCUGUUGAAGUGUUCCUUUAAUAAUUAUUAUUUAUAUAGCGCCAACAAAUUCUGUAGCGCUGUACAAUUUAAACCCCUGGACAUAUUGCUUUAGGUGGCUGCAAGGGUACUCCUGUCACUAUAACCAUCAAACAAAUUGUACAAACAUUAUUGCCAUCCUUUUCUUAAUUUUCUAGGCACCCAUUCCAUGCACUCUGUUGUCCAUUUCCCUACAUUCUAACAAAAUUGUGUCUUCGUGUAAUGGGAAAUUAAGCCACAAACAGUUUAUAUAGGUGCUUAUGUACUACGUUUACAAUGAUGUUCAGCCAGAAAAUUGCUCAAUAUACCCCUCCGCUACAUAUAUCCUACUCUAUCCAACAAUUCCUUAAUACACUCCAACUCCUUAUCGCCACUUCCCUUCAACCAAUAACUCCAUACUAUUAUUAUUAUUAUUAUUAUUGUCAUUUAUAUUGCGCCAACAGAUUCCAUAGCGCUUUACAAUAUUAAAAGAGGGGGGAUUUAAGUAUAACUAGGACAAUUACAAGAAAACUUUCAGGAACGAUAGGUUGAAGAGGACCAUGCUCAAACGAGCUUACAUAUCCCUCAUUACACACAAAUCCAGUACUCCAAAUUGCCCUUUACUUAAUGAGAAAAUAUCAAAAUAAAUAAAAAUUAAAAUGUUUGUGAUUUUUUUUUUAAUACAUUUAUUCAGUUAUUUUAUAAUUUUUUUUUUUGCACUGAAACUGUCUCCCAUUGGUGAUAGAGCACUCAUUCUAAAAAUUGUCUUGUGUGCAUUAUUGCUUAUAUAAUAUGUUUGCUCAAACUUGGCGUCAAAUUAUCUUCACUGCCAUACUGUAUAGGUUUGAGCUGUAAAAGUUCAGUUGAAGCAUAUAAUCAUGCACGUUGGUGACCCUAUGCCACACUCUACACUGUGGAUCAGUUCUUUGUGAAGUGAUUGCUUUCUAAUGUCUUUUGCAAACGUCUGUUACAUGUCAUCUUUUGCCUUUAAUGCAUUUACUAGUUUUUUGGACCAUGUAAUUGUCCUGAUUGUGUGGUAGCUCCGUCCAGUGUCUAGACGUGUCACAUGUAGGAUAAAUGUUUAUACUUUUUCUUAUGUUUUUAGUUAUGAACAGAUGUAAAAAAAAGAAAAACAGAGGAGGAGAAGAGAAAGCAACUGGGCAAUUUUUUUAGUAGAUAUAACCACAAAGAAUAUAUGCAUGCAUGUAUUAAUUGGGUUAUAUUUUAAAGGACCACUAUAGUGCCAGGAAAACAUACUCGUUUUCCUGGCACUAUAGUGCCCUGAGGGUGCCCCCACCCUCAGGGACCCCCUCCCGCCCGGCUCUGGAAGGGGAAAGGGGUAAAAACUUACCUUUUUCCAGCGCUGGGCGGGGAGCUCUCCUCCUCCGAUCCUCCUUCUCUCCUCCCCGUCGGCUGAAUGCGCACGCGCGGCAAGAGCUGCGCGCGCAUUCAGCCAGUCACAUAGGAAAGCAUUCAUAAUGCUUUCCUAUGGACGCUGGCGUGCUCUCACUGUGAAAAAUCACAGUGAGAAGCACGCAAGCGCCUCUAGUGGCUGUCAAUGAGACAGCCACUAGAGGAUUAGGGGGAAGGCUUAACCCAUUCAUAAUUAUAGCAGUUUCUCUGAAACUGCUAUAAUUAUGAAAGAAUGGGUUAACCCUAGAAGGACCUGGCACCCAGACCACUUCAUUAAGCUGAAGUGGUCUGGGUGCCUAGAGUGGUCCUUUAAAAGAGCUUGCAAAAUCUGCAUUUCUUAUGAAGUGCAACCUUGGCAAACAUCCUUUUUCCCUGGGAGUCUCAUUAAGAAGCCUCUAAAAUUAUGUCUUGUGCAAGUGUGCGUGUCUGCCUGUGCAAUUGCACACACUUCAUAGCGUUCAGAAAGACUGCUGCACUGAUCUGUGGUCUGAAAAUUAGGUAUGCAGAGUGAGGCAGGCACAGAGCAUCACUGUCACUUCCGUUAGCUCACGGAAGCAGACAGAAACCUCCCUUGCUGUUUUUUUGACAGGCAUGGAGUUCAAUAAUUUACUUAUAAAAGUGCUGAUUUCUCAUAGAAAUUGGCACUUUAACAAAGUGUCUAUUUAAUGGGAUACUUCUCACGCAUAAAGCACUUCAACUUUACGGGUGUGGAGGGGUUCUUUAAUUGUUAUUAAGUGUGUUGUCUGCUUAUGCUAUUCUUGCCUCUGACACAUCACACAGAACAAAUAUAAUUAAUUCUUCACAGGCCCCAUCUGUCACUUCUUCAGUCGCCAUUUUUCAUUACCCCCCCCCCCAGAGAAUUGGGCUUUUUUGGACUGAUGGCUGGGGCAUGUUGUGAAGAGCAGGGGCAUCCUGCAUGGAUAAGUUUUAACUUGGUUUGUUUUAUUUAUAUUAAAAUGAAAAGAGAAUGUAGUUUUAAAGGUAAUCCACUGUAUAUCAGCAUUAUCCAUACCUGUGAUGGAUUGAUUUCAUUCAUGCUUAAAGGAACAUUAUGGGAUCAGGAACACAAACAUGUAUUCCUGACCGUAUAGUGUUAAAAAAACACCAUGUAGUCCCCCUCUCCCCCCUUUGCCCCCCCUAAAUAUAGUAAAAUCUUACUUUUAAUGCCAGUCUGCUGCUGCUGACUCUGCCCCUGUUGAACUGAGGCAAUCACAAUGCUUUCCCAUGGGAAAGCAUUGGAUUGGCUGAGCUUGUCAAGGAGGCAGAUCAGGGGCAGAGCCAACACUAGCAAAACACAGCCCUGGCCGUCAGCAUUUAUCUUAAUAGAGAUGCAUUGAAUCAGUGCAUCUCUAUGAGGAAAGUUCAGUGUCUCCAUGCAGAGGGUGUUGGCAGUGAAUGUCAGUGCUGCAUACUGUGCAGCACUGCUCCAGGAAGCACCUCUUGUAGCCAUCUGAGGAGUGGCCAGUGGAGGUAUCCCUAGGCUGUAAUGUAAACACUAUCUUUUCUCUGGAAAAAAAACAAUGUUUACUGCAAAAAGCCUGAAGGGACUGAUUAUACUCACCAGAACAAAUACAAUAAGCUGUAGUUGUGACUGUAGUGUGCCUUUAAUGUCUGUAAUGCACUUCUCCGACAAACAUCCUCCAUAAAAUUUGUAUUUUCAAAAAGAAAGAAAGAAUUAGCUUUGCAUUCCAAGCAAUUCUCACUUUGUUGUAUAACCCUGACAGUGCUUUAUGUCACUGGAAGGUAAUAGUUGACCUUAUCAUGCAGGCUGGUCCUUAAAUAUUUUAUUCACAUUUUUAAAGCCUCCAGUCUCCAUCUCCUCCCCCGUUGGCUUUCAAGGACUGAGCUUAAAAUCGAGAUUGAAAAAAGAAGCAAAAAGGGUGGUUAUGAUGUAUUGUCAAAAUACGUGGAUCAUAGCAUAUGAGCAGAAAUCUCACUUUGACCAUUUGUGAGUAAGCAUCUCUUUACAAAUUGCCAUUCAGUGAGUGAGAGGCUGAUGUUGAAGCUGAAGGGAUGUUCAUUCCAUUCACAUCCUUACACAAUGCUAAAAGACUCUCUUGUCAAUAGGAUCAGUGACCGUAUACUAGUAUAUGGUCCUGUUACGUCUCUGACACAAUUAACAACGGGAGCUGAAGUGUAAAGCAUUGUCUUGGCGUCUUGACCUGAGGCCACACCACUAUUUUAGAUGGUGCUGGAGACAUGACCAGCACCAUAUGAAAUAGAAUGCAAAAAAAAGUAAAGGGUAAAGGGUUGCUCAACCAUCAUAACCAUGACAUUGUAGUGUUACUUACCCGAUCUGCGAGAUGGUUGAGGUCCUACGCUUGAGCAGCUCAUUGCUUGAGUACUUCUGCAUUCACAUAUGCUGUGCGCAGCUUGGUCACUUCUCAUCCUGAGCGGGCCACGUGCGCCGACUUCAAUGAAUGGUCCACCUCAAAUAAUUAAGAGUGCUGCUCGCGUCGUUAGCACUCUCUUGAAGGAGCAAUGGUAACCCCAGGUAGUUUCAGGCUCCCAUUGGUCCACGACAUUCCAGCGCCCCCAUGCAUGCAUGUUUUGAGGGUGCAGGUUUGACGUGGACCAAUCAAAAGGGACUUAAAGGUAUUUAAACCUCCGUAGCCCUGUACAUUGUGCCCUAUUGUGUACCUGACUCAGGCUAGUUCUCGUUUUCGCUGUCUCUCUCUGUUAUCCCGACCUCGGCUUGUUGCUGACUACGCUUUUUCUCUGUCUACGUUAAGUCUGACCAUUCUAAGGUCUGUUUAUAUGUUAUAUCCUUGUUUUGUUCCUUGCUGUCCUGAACUCUGAGUGUUGGGGUAUUACACUGUGACAUACAGCCCAUUAUAGUGAAUAAAGCUAAGAAUACACUGGCACUCUUUUCCAGUAAAUGGGCAACUGUUUGCCAGGGUCAUUGCUGGGCACCAGGUCUUUUCUCCUGCUGGCGUACACCAUUUGGCUUCUGCUGAGUUGCAGAAGCGGAGAGUUAUUGGCAAAGAAAGACAUUUAGCCAGCAUGGAACUCUCGCUAGUUAGUUAGACACCCUCAAUGAUGCAGGCAGUAAAGGGGUUUUAACUGAGUGAGUGAAUAAUAUGACCCUUUGCAACUUCCUGUACUGUUUUGAAAGCAGGGGGCGAAACUAUGUUUUCAGCAUACUUGCAGACAUAUUAUUAACUAGUGGCUUCUGACAAGAUAUUCUUACCUACAGGCUGGUAAUAAUAACUAUGAACAAGAUUUCAUUCAACAAAUUACAUGAAUAUAAAAUCUUUGUACACUAUAAGCAACAAAACAACCUUUUCUUAAUAGAGUAAUUCUUGUGUUUAGGUCAUGCCCCUGCGGUCUAUCUGCUCAUUCUCUAUCAUUUAGGAGUUAAAUCACUUUGUUUAUGCAGCCCUAGUCUCUCCUCCCCUGCAUGUGACAUACAUAGUCUCCUUAUACAUUUCCUGUAAGGAAAGAGCUAAUGUUUACACUUUCUUUAUUGCAGUCUGUUUAAUUUAGAAUUUCUUAUCUCCUGCUUUUUUAAUAGCCCACUAGAGCCGACAGGGGCCGCCGGUGUGUGAUUUAAUGUUCAAUUAACAGAGCAGGAGAUAAAAACCUAAGUAAGCAGUGCAGUUGAAACCAUUUUUUGCCAUGUUGGCUAUGUUAGUCAACGCCAGUGGAGGUUUGGCUAGGGCUGCAUAAACAGAAACAAAAGUGGUUUGACUCAUGAUCUAUACACUAAAACUGCUCAAUUAAGCUGAAAUUGCUUUGGUGACUAUAGUGUUCCUUAAAAUGUGCUAACUUGAAAAACACUUCUCCCUGUAAACCCACAUGAGAUAUAAUUAUACAUUUUUAUUAAAUUUUUUUUUUUGCAUUUUUACUGUUUUAUCAGUGCGUGGCAGAAGGGAGUAAAUUAAGAAUGGAUGCUUCAACCUCAAGGAAAACAGCACCAGAAUGUUCAGAGCAUUCUGCAGAACUUUGUAAUAAGGCAGCUCCCAGUGAAAGGUGUGUGUGUGUGUGUGUGUGUGUGUGUGUGUGUGUGUGUGUGUGUGUGUGUUAUGUUUUGUGUGUUUGUUUUGGAAACACUACCUUGUUUAAUGGCAUCCUAAGAUUCUGUCAUCCAUAAAUCAUGUAUAUCUACUUUCAGGUAAUUUAGAUUUGCUCUAUGCAAUUUGUCCAAACAGUAAAGGGAGACUGCCAUCACUAUCAGUCUUCCCAGACCAGAGUGGAGACUGUAAUCCUUAUUAUUUUGUUGUAUGGUGCUUGUGUGGGGCACAUCUGACACCUGCAGGAUUAAAAUAACAUUACAAAUUUUAAAAAAACGUAUUCCGUUUUAACAUUGGAGUGUUCCUUUUAAUGCUAUAGGAGACAUUUUAGACAAGUGGCUGCUUCUAACUUUGUGGUAACAGUUUGGAGAAAGCCCUUUUUAUGUUCCAGCAUUACUGUAUACCUUGAGAAAUAGAAAAGUAAAAUAGUGGUGCUAAAAUCCAAUAAAAUGUACAAUAUAAAACCCAGUGCAUCUAAAAAACACCCAAGUGCUCCUAAUAACACUUACAUAGACAAUUGGAUACAAUGAUAGGGUGAUUUGCACACAGUGGUGAAUGGUUUUCUUUGGUAUUUAACCUAGAUAUUAUAAACGUAAAAAACCCAUCAUAGGACAGUAUGUUUAUACAAGAUAAAAAGUGAGAAAUAACUUGAAACACUCACAGUAUUUAGAGCCCAUGUAAGUCGGCUCUAAACUAUAAUGGCAUUGUCAUCAAUCCAAUGUUGGUGCAGGAAAAAAGUACAGGUCUCCCGGAAGGUAGCGAUAUUUCUUUGGAUAGGAAUUCAGAAACCCGGAUAAAAGGUAAGUUUCAAAUGUUUUAUUAGAGUAAAAAGUAGUAAAAACAGGCACAACACGUUUCGACCUUUCAAUAGGUUUUCCUAUAUAGAUGAUAUAAAGCACUAUAGGCACUCAGACCACUUCAUCUCAAUGGAGUAGUCUGGCUGAAGUAUCCAGAAAUGGUUUCAAUGUAAGGCUAAACAAACUUCUAGUGGUCGUCUUCCUGACAUCCCACUAGAUGGUGCUUUUGCUAUUAGAACCGAGCCAGAUUUGGUUCUUUCACAUAACCACCUCUGAUGCGUCUCAUAGGGAGCAUUUGAUUGGCCUGCUGCACUUCUCAUCCACAAUGCUUCUCUAUGAUAAACAUUGGAUGGGACGAGAAGUCAGAAAAUGUAAGCAUACUUGGUUACGAAAAGUAGGUGGAGAAGGCCUCCUUAUAGUCCUUUCAUGUAGUCCUGAAAUCAAAUCAAGAUUAUUUUUGUUAAUGUAGGUUUUAUUUAAUGUUUUCUUACAUACAUUUUGCAUUGGCAUGCAUGAAAAAUGUAUAGAUAACUUAUGUAGGUUUUUGUAUGUUCUUGUCACAAAUAGAAAAAAAAUCUUGUUUUGGGUGAUUGAAGCAAACAACUAACCUAACAAGGAUUUGUUUAUUGCAUUGUAAAUUUGCUGGUUUUAAUUAAAUAAUAUUUUUACUUUAUUAUAGAAUAUCAAAUAACAGUGGCACAGUCACCCCAGAGAAAUGUUCACCACCUUCUGCCCUGCAGACAUCGUUAAUAAGAGAUUUCUGUGGCGGAGAGCAGACUGAUCAAGAGCCAAGAAAGAACAGUGAGGUAUUGAAUACAAGAACUUUAUUUGACUUUCAACAUUGUAUCAUGUACACUCACAUUUGAGUUUGUGAAGACAAUGCACUGCACAGAACAUUAUGUUUGAGCAUGGAGAUUUAAAAUAUGUUCUCUGUAACCUAAUAGUUGACCAGAAACCAUAUGAAAAAAGGAAAAUAAUAAUAACUAGAAAAGCUACAAUUUCUGGGGAAAUUGUGUGAAGUGUUCUUGCCUCCACCAGUAGUCUACAACUGGAGUGGGCGGCGUAACUGUUAUCAUUUAUAUAGCACAUUUAAUUGCAACGUUGUUGCACAGUUACAUUAAACCAUACAUUUAUAAAAACAUUAGCAGGUGUUCAAAAGGCCCUGUCUAUGACAUCACUUGCUGCUGCAGCUUGACACAGGUCAGAGUAUUUUGGUGGCUGCCAUCUUCAAACGGUCGUAUCUUAAAAACUAUAACUCCUACAGUGAAGAGCUUUAUAUUGUGAGAAUCACAAGACCCAGACCUACAUUUUGAUGCAUAGUAUGUCUCUGAAGUAUUAAAAUUGAAGGCACAGUCGCAGUUUAGAAAUUGCACUUCAAAUUUGAGCUUUGUAGAGGGAAGUUUCAAUGAAGUUUCAAGCUGAAAAAUCAGGACAUGAUUUCUAAACUGCCACCACUCCCUCAUUUUCAGGUCCACCUACACAAAUCUUAUAUCAAAACGUUCAGCUAUCCCUGCUGCCACUAAACAUGUCAACGGCUAAGCCAUAGUCCUGAUAGUUUUCACAAUAUAAUAAUUUGUUUGCAACUAACGCCGUCCAUUGACUUUCAUUGAAACUUCACUCUGCAAAGCUCAAAUUUGAAGUGAAAUUUCUAAACUGCGACUGUGCCUUCAAUUUUAAUACUUCAGAGACAUACUAUGCAUCAAAAUGAUUCUCACAAUAUAAAGCUCUUCGCUGUAGGAUUUAUAGUUUUUAAAAUACGACCGUUUGAAGAUGGCAACCGCCAAAAUACUCUGACCUCUGUCAAGCUGCAGCAGCAAGUGAUGUCAUAGACAAGGCCUUUUGAACACCUGCUAAUGUUUUUAUAAAUGUAUGGUUUAAUGUAACUGUGCAACAACGUUGCAAUUAAAUGUGCUAUAUAAAUGAUAACAGUUACUACGCCCACUCCAGUUGUAGACUACAGGUGGAGGCAAGAACACUUCACACAAUUUCCCCAGAAAUUGUAGCUUUUCUAGUAAUAUAUAUGUGAGAUAACAAUAAGUGGUCUUGCUAUGCAAGAACACUUAAUAAAAAAGGAUACAUGUAUUUUUAUUGUUUUAAAUGAUAUGUUGGUUGACAGAUUGACACAAAGUGUAAAAAUACAUAAAUAAUACUCUGAAAUAAACUCUGUCAUGUAGAAUUAUAGUGAUGAAAUGUACUUGGAUUACCCAAUAGGUAGCCCUCCAGUUGUUGCUCUAUCUCUGAAAUUGAACACUUGAAAAUGCAUACAUUUUAAGGUGAUUUGUUUUAUAAAGUAUAGACUGGACAAUAAGCAGGAAAUGUCUUUCUGGUGUUGCUGACAUUUUAAAGUUUUUGUAGUGUUAAAGUGACAUCUUUUUGUUGUAGAUUCAGUGGUUACAAUUAUUUCAGCUGGUUGAAAAACAAUGUCAGGAGCAGAUGGUUGCCCAACAGGAGCAAUUUAAUUGCCAGAUCCAGGUCAGUGUGUCUCAUUUUACAGGUUUAAAGGGUUUAUAAUGAAAUGACCAUAAAUUAAUUUUGUACAUAGUGCUUUAAAAAAACAAACCAAAAAAAACACAUACACCGUACCCACCCGCUGAUUUCACUCCCUUUAUUCACACUCACUAAUCAGCAUCUAUCAGGCUAACAAAUGUCUAAGGCUGGUCUUAUAGAACACUCCCAUGUAAUAGGCCUAAUGUGCGUCCGAUUUGUGAUUGUGGGACUUUACAGCAAACACAGUAACUGUUACCUCCUAAAAUUCCUGACUAAUGGGCUCACCCACCACAGCCUCUGGUCUGUUGGCUCAGCUGGCCCCUGUCACUGACUUAUUGGGCCUAAGAUGAUACCUGGUGGUGACUGCUCCUGUCUACCUUUCAGCCCACUGCGUGGUUUUAGGGUUAUAUCCAUAGGUUCAUCCAAGGAUCACACUAUUGCAUUCCCUAUAAUAGACCCUUUCAUUUGGCUUAUUAUAAUAUAGAAUAACAUAGUGUUUAAUAUAAAAUGAUAUAGUGUGUGCGCCCAAAAUUUUGCAUAUUCCCUCCCCAUCCAGCUGCUUUUGCUGAAUGUCAGCACCCAUCAUAUAUAGUCAGCAGUUGUUUAUUGAUGAUGGGAAUUAAAAUUCAGUCAUGAGAUGGGGGCUGUAAUUUGUACCAGCAUUCUCAACAUAAUGAAGAUUAUUAAAAUGCCUUCCUCUGUUUUUUUUUUUUUGUAAUCAUACAGAUAUAUUUGCCAUCUCCUUUUAAUGUUUUCUCUUGGAAGACUGAAUCAUAUUGUUGGGGCAAGUUGCUGCAGGUUUUUGCGUGUGUGCUUGCAAUGCAUGUGUGUAAAAUCAAAACCACCUAUCCGUAUCAGGUGUAUACAUGCACCUUAUGAGAUUGGCAUGUGUCUUUAGGCAGUGUUAGUCAAUAUUUGUAUGGUUAAGACUUGCAUAUGAGCAAUAUUCCUAUCCUCCCCCUAAUUACAUUAACAAAACUAUUUAUUAUUAAUGGAAACCCUUUACCUAAUCUAAUAACAGCUGACUACCUCCCUCCUUUUACUUCAUACAAUAUGCAUGCAUUCAAUAUGAGAGAGGCGGUUAAAAAUCAACUGUCUAGUACUUGAUCAGUUAAGUUUGUGCUGGUAGGUGAGCUGAAGAAAAAGUGUUUUUUUUUGUUUUUUUGUGCUGUUUGAGAAUUAAACUGAAGGUAAGCAAAAUGAUCAUAUACAUUAUUUAAAACACAGUAGAUAAAGAUACAUGAUUUCUCCUGCCCGAUUGUUGGAAAGGUUAAUCUUUCUGCCUCGGUGGUUCAGUAAUUGGGUCAUCUGGCAUGCAGUAGACUGUAAAUUACAUUUUGUUUUGUCUAGUUCUUUGCAGUUCCCUUUUAGGUUAGUGAAAUCCUUAUUUUACUUAUGAUUGUAUAGAACUUAAAAUAGCCAAGCAACAGCUAAACCUCUUAUAGCUUUUGUUAAAUAUUUUGUAAUGUUUGUCCAUGUGUUCAUCGAUAAUUAAUUUUCCCCUCACAUGAGUCGUAAUUCAGUGUAUUUCUCUUUGUAGGUCAUACGUGAUGAAAUUAAGCAUUUAAUCCAGUUACAGAGUGGUGGAUCUCCUCAGAUAAUUAGCACAGGAGAUGCUAGUUUAUCUAUGGCAGGCAGUGCUAAUCCUCGAACAAUUCGUGGUGGGCCGCAAUCAAGACACCAAGAGAACACGGACAAAAUAUCCAGAUCAUUAUCUCAUAAUGGAGAUGAAAAGCAACAGAAAGCUUUUAUCACACAAGAGCAAUUUGUAGAAAAUACCUCGGUCAGCAGUGGCUAUGGAACACAUUCUGUCUCUGAGGCCAACACAGGUUUAAGCAGCUAUAGCCAAAAUACCUCAAGGGAGAGCCGACUACCUACACAACAUACUUUCAAAGAAAGUAAGGCCCAGCCUUUGACUCACAACUUAAUUCAGGCUCCUGAAGAAAUUGUAAGGCAUUUUAUUCAAGGUUCAGGUAAACAAUGGCAACUGUCACUUCAUGAUAACACUUCCAAAGAUGCCACAAUUACACCAGAACACACAAGAGACCACAUAUCAUGUGAUCAAAGUACAUCCAUUGAAAAUGAUGGAUUAAAUAGGUAAGUGAACGAAAAUUGUUUAAAAAAAAAAGAACUGACAUUUGUUCACAAGCCAAUAAUUUUUUUUAAACUUGCUAUGGGUUAUCAUGCUUUUGAUUUACUAAAAGGUCAGUUUUUAAUUAAUUAUAUACCUCAAUUAUUAUUAUGGCCUUUAAUUUUGUGCAGAUGCUAGUAGUAUAGAAGUGCUAUGAAAGUAUGUUGUUUUUGUGUUUUCAAUUGGCAGGUGUUAGAGUGAGAAAUUGGUACUUCCAUAAUCCCAUCUUGGUACAAAAUAUUGCCUCAGUGAAUUUCAGGAAAAAUGUAUAAAUAAAACGAAUAUAAUAGGUUGAUUCAAGGGAACGUAGGAAUUAUAUGCUUUGCAUGCUUUACCGCUCUGAUGCAACUUUUGCACAAAUAUUGUCUGGGUAAAAUAGACGGAUAAAUUGCUACGUCAUGGUGUAUUUGCAUAUUGUGUAUUAAAUGAACUACAAUAAUCUGUCUGGUAUUGGAAAGGGCAGGUGUACACCUGUAAUUGUGGUCACACUAAUAGUGUUAUUCACUAAUGUGAGAGUUCUAAUUCAAGGCCAGAGUAGCUGAACUGAAAACACAGCUGACUUCGGUUAUUGUUUUUUUUUUUUGUUUUUUUUUGUUAAGCUAUUUUGACCUUAAUUUUACUCACUUUGAAUUCUCAAUUUAGUAAAUAUUGUAAGAAUUGUGGGCGUGCACACAUUUAAGGGCACCUGCUAUGCCUAUCGCUAUAUCACAUUCAGGUGUAAGUUAAAAUCUUUUUGUGAAAAUACAAUUAUUAGUGCUAUAUCAAACACUGUGUAAAUCUCAAUAUAUAUAUAUAGUAUUGCUAUUAAACAUUUGCAGUGAAAACAAAAUGCUGCUCUGUUAGUAGUGUCAAGUGCAUUGUAGGUUAAUGUGUGCCACCAACUACUGGUGAAAAGAAAUUUACCACGGUUGAGUUUGCCAUGCACCCUCCAGGCUUGCGGUGGAUAGUAACUUUUAAAGUGGCUCUGUCACCUCCCCUUCUUGGGGAAAAAAGAGCAUUUCACAAAAAUAAAAUCUUUAUGAAAUGCUCAUAAAGACUGAAAAUUUCACUGAAACUCCAACUCAGUCAAAAAAUAUGUAUUUUUCUUAUGUUUGACAAAAAGGUGGUCACUAGUGAUGGCUGAGGUUAAAACACUAUUAUUCCUGGCAUAUGGUGGCAGUACAAUAGGGAUGCACUCUUCCCUGGGACAAGCAUCUGAAAUUAAUAUUAACAUAAAAAGUUCUUCCCCCAACAGGUAUAAGACACCAACCUGCCAUGGACCCUCAGUUUUCUUUCUUGUUCUAUGAGGAACGGAUGACAUCUGGAUUUUCUGUGGUGAGGCUCAUGGGUUGCUGCCUGGACCGGACUGGCCCACUGGGAUACCGGGAAAUUUCCCUGGGGGCUGCACAACUCUAACUCCCUAUAGAGAGAAAGCCCUGCGGCCAUUUUCAAUAAUAUCCCGGACGCAUGUAGGUGCCGUCUGGUGGCCGGUCCGGUGGUACACUCCGAGGGGGUUACCUUGCAGCCGGCGGCCCCAUCUCAUGUGUUGUAUGACUGCUGUCAGUAUCAAUGAGUGGGCCGGGCGGCCUCCUAAAUGGUACCUAGCAGUACAGCUGUCAGCGCAGGAGGACUGAGGGAUGGGGCAGAGCUAACUACCAUGCUCCCUCGCGGUUCCCACAAUUCCCAGCACAGCCACAUCAUAGUGUGAUUACUCUAUGAUGUAUCAAUGCUGGGAAUUAUGGGAACCCUGAGGGAGCAUGGUAGUUAGCUCUGCCCCUCCCUCAGUCCCUCUGUGACAAGGUCAGCAUCAGACACAGGGGGGGGGGGAGGGUGAUAGAGAGACACAGGGGAAUAUGGACAAAGAGACAGAGGGGUAAUAGAGAGACACAGGGGAAGGGGGACAAAGAGACAGAGGGGUAAUACAGAGACACAGGGGAAGGGGGACAAAGAGAAAUAGGGGUAAUAGAGAGACACAGGGGAAUAGAGACAGAGACAGAGGGGUAAUACAGAGACACAGGGGAAGGGGGGACAAAGAGACAGAGGGUUCAUAGAGAUACAGAGGGGUAAUAGAGAGACACAGGGGAAGAGAGGACUAAGAUAGAGGGGUAAUAGAGAUACACAGGGGAAGAGGGGACAAAGAGACAGAGCAGUAAUAGAAUGACACAGGGGAAGAGGGGACUAAGAGACAGAGGGGUAAGCUAGAGACACAGGGAAAGGGGGACAAAGAGACAGAGGGGUAAGAGAGAGACACAGGGUGGAGUGGUGAGAAAGUGACACACCAAUGGUUUGUUGGGGGGACAAAGAGACAUACAGAAGGGAAGGGGAACAAAGUGACACACAAGGUUUGUGGGGGGAAAAACUGGUCUGGGGGGAAAAGAGACACAGAGUGACUGGGAGAAGAGAAAGAGGCACACAGAGUCUGGAGUUAGAAAAAGACACACAAAGGGGAUUUGGAAGGGGAGAAAGAGACAAAGGGGCUGGGGCUAAGACAUACCCAAAAGGGUCUGAGAAGGAAAGAGUCAUACAGAGGCUGGAGAAGGGUAAAAAAGAAACACACAAGAGCUGGAAUGAAGUAAAAGAUACACUAGGGGAGCUAAAAGAGAAUUACAAGGGUGGCUUGUUAUCACAGAAGUGAUUAAACAUUCUGCUCGUGUCAUGGGCUUGACAUCGGUGGUCUGGACAGUUGACAUGGCCUCAAAGUCUGCACUUUGUGAACUUCCUUUGGAAAAGAAGAAAUUAUUUGGUUCUCCUUUAGAAGAAUUAAUCCGACAGAUGUCGGAAACCAAAAAAGCUCUUCCUCAGGACAGGAAGUAUACCUGGAAGCCCAGAUACAAAAUCUUCCAGCACAAGAACCGAAGGGGGUAUCAAGUAACCCAGGUUUUUUUCAUCAACAAAGGAACGAUCCAAGGUUUGACCCACAUAAAGACAUCAAAACUGAGAGAGCAAAAAGAUUCUGACGCCAUACGAGUGGGUGGACAGAUACAACAAUUUGCUCACAGAUGGAGAGAAACCACUGCAAAACUGUGGAUUUUGAAUCUGGUUGCAAAAUGAUACAAAAUAAAGUUCUUAGAUGUACCAUGACCAGGUUUCCUUAUCUCCUCCUACCAUUUAAAGCUAAAAAAACAAGCUCUCUUGUUCGCUACGGUUACACUUUUUUUUUAAUUUUAUUUUUUUUAAAGAAAGGUUUUAUCGAUAGAGUUCCAAGAGCCAAGCUAUAUCAGAGUGUCUACUCUUGGUUGUUCCUGCUCCCAAAACCCAUUAUAUUCUUUCGCCAUAUUUUGGAACUGAAAGAGAUAAACAACUAUAUUCCAUAUCAGCAUUUCAGAAUGGAAACUAUCACGUCAGUCACUCGUAUCCUUCAAAAAUGAGAUGUUAUGGCAACAUUGUAUUUGAAAGAUGCCUACCUACACGUACCUAUGGAUGUAGGCUCAAGAAAGUACCUGCGAUUUGCCAUAAGAAAGGGUUUCAAGGUUCAUCACUUUCAAUUCAAAACCCUUCCAUUCAGCUCCCAGGAUAUUUACAAAGGUUCUAACGCCUAUCACAGCGUUCUUAAGGGAACAAGGAAUCACAGUUAUUCCAUACUUUGACAACUGGUUAAUUAUGCAAAGUCAAGAGACACUUUAGAUACAGAUAUGGAUUACACCAUCAAAAUCCUAGAAGAACAUGGUUGGGUAAUAAACCUAGAAAAAUCGAAUAAUCAUCCUACAAAGUCAAUUCAGUUUCUAGGUUUCUUAAUCAAGUCAGACUCUCUUGCUAUCCACCUUAUGCGGCGAGUAGAAGAAGGAUAGAGAAGCGGAUAAAAGAAUUUCAGAGAGAACCAAAAGGCUCUGUAAGAAAAGCUAUGCAGGUGUUGGGAUACCUCACUUCCACUAUCCCAGCAGUAAAAUGAACCAGAGGAGAAUUAAGGCCUUUACAAUGGGAAAUGUUUACAAAGUGGUCAAAGAAAGAAUAAGACUUGGAUACCUUGGAUAAAUAUUUCAGAUUCUGUAAAAAGGCAACUGAAUUGGUGGGAAAGGACCAGAUUCAUGUCAGAAGGUCUAUCCUUUUGACCAAAAGGAUGGGUCAUAAUCACCACAGACGCUUUGAAUAAAGGUUGGGGAGCACACCUGCGGUGUCAUUUCAGGCAAGGAACGUGGUCCACAGAAGAAAAAAGGGAAUUUGUUGUGUAUGCUCUUCAUCAGUUCAGGCCUCUCAUUGUGUGUGGAAAGCAGUGAACAUUCAGUCAGACAGCCAGACUACGGUGACUUACCUGAACAAACAAGGGGGUACAAGGAUAAGAAAGUUGCACACGACUUGUGUCCUGGGAUCAAAGUCAUCUAAAAGACCUAUUCGUUACUCCUAUAAGCGGGAUAGACAACAUUAUUGCAGACGACCUGAACAGAUUGAGAUGGUCCCAGAACGAGUGGUCUCUAAAUCCAGUCAUUUUUUAUCAGCUGGUGAAAAUAUUCGGUCUACCUGUCAUAGAUCUUAUGGCGAGAAGGUCGAACACAAAGCUGCAAGCAUAUGGCUCCCUCUUCAAGGCAGACGUGCGUCUGGUUCAGGAGGGGCUGUUAAUCAAGCGGGACAUCAGCCUUGGAUACAUAUUUCCCCCGGUGAGCCUUAUUCCAAGAGUUUUGCAAAAGGUGAAGACAGAAAAGACAAUGGUACUGGCCAUAAUCCCAUACUGGCCAAAUCGGAGCUGGUUCUCGGCUUUUGAUGACAAUGGUUUUAAAUUACUGAGAACUUCCGGUUUCAACAGAGCUCCUGGAGAAUGAAGGGAUUCCAGUAGAGAUAUUGAAGAUGUUCAAAUUGACGGCUUGGCUGUUGCAUGGCUAAUCCUACAUAACAGGGGCAUUAAGAAAGAGAAAUUCAAGAUACUGCUGCAUUCUACCAGAAUAUCUACCUCUGCUAUCUACUUGAAGAUUUGGACAAAAUUCCUUCAUUGGUGCAUCUCUCAUCAUUGCCUAAGAAAUCCUCCUUCUACAGAUACAAUCCUGCAUUUUCUUCAAGACGGCCUUCAAGCAGGUCUUAAUUUGUCUUCCCUUAAAGUUCAAGUUUCUGCUCUGAGCCACUUUUUGGUAACGAACUUAGCUUCAAAUCUUCUUGUUAGAUUUUUUUUUUUUUUUCUUGGUACCUGUCUUUAGUAUUGAAGGCUUGUACCCUGCCUUUUGAACCUUUGGUGAAAUCUUCCUUAAAGUUCUUGUCUCUAAAAACUGCCUUUUUGGUGGCUAUAACUUCUGCUAAGAGAAUAGGUGGCGUUUGGGCUUUUUCAUCUUCUUCUGAAUUUACAAAGAUUCUUCCAGACAAGGUUGUUCUUUAUCCAAAACUAUAUUGUCCAAAACCAUCACUCAGCCCCUCAUUGUGUCCCUUAGGCUCCUCCUCCAGCCCCUUCAUGUGUCCCAUUCCCUCUCCCCUUAGCACCUCCAUGUUUCUCAUAAUCUCCUCCCUCCCAGCCCCUCAAUGUGUCCCAUUUCUCCUUCUCCCCUCCCUGUGUCCCAAACCUUCCCCCUCUCCCCGUUCCCCUCUCUGUGUCCCAUACUGCCCUCUGUCCCCCUCCCUUCUAUAUAUCCCAUACAUACUCUACCUCAUACCCCCCCUCUCUCCCCCUUUCCUCCAUGUGUCCCAUUGUUCCCUCUCUCCUCCUCCCCCCCAUGUGUCCCAUUGUUCCCUCUCUCCUCCUCCCACCUAUGUGCCCCAUUGUUCCCUCUCUCCCCCCUCCCCUCAUGUGUCCCAUUGUUCCCUCUCUCCCCCCUUGUGUCCCAUUGUUCCCUCUCUCCCCCCUUGUGUCCCAUUGUUCCCUCUCUCCCCCCAUGUGUCCCAUUGUUCCCUCUCUCCCCCAUGUGUCCCAUUGUUCCCUCUCUCUCCUCCAUGUGUCCCAUUGUUCUUUCUCUCCCCCCUCCUCUCCCUGUGUACCAUUUCUCCCUCUCUUCCUCUCUCCCCCCUCCACUGCACGUGUCCCAUACCCUCCAUUUCUCCCCCCCUUCCCUCUAGGUGUUUAAUACCCUCCAUUUCUCCACUCCCAUCUACCCUCCCUGUAUCUCAUACCCUCUCUCUCCUCCCCCUCCCCUCCUGUACCUUACUGGCCGCGGUUUCCCGUUCUGACAGAAAGUGCUCUAACAGUGAGCAUUUCCCCGUCAGACCACUCGGCCAUGCUACAUACAGGCAAGUUGGGAGCAGCACAGUGCAGCUCUCUCUUCCUGCCAGACCUCCGGGAACCACGGACCCGGGCCCAUACGGUAUCCAGGCGGCCCACGGUCGCAGGGGUCGUGGUACGCCAGCGGUGGCAGUACAUCAACCACCCCUCCCCCCCCAUGAAUAAAUUUCAUAUUUUUGCAGUAUUAAGUCUCUGAUGUUCUAUUGGGACGUACUGAGGGUCCAUGGCAGGUUGGUGUCUUAUACCUGUUGGGGGAGAAACUUUUAUGUUAAAUUUAAUUUCAGAUGCUUGUCCCAGCGAAGAGUACAUCCCUAUUGUACUGCCAUCAUAUUCAGGAAAAAGGAGAUUAAAAUUUGCAGUUUUCUCUAGGUUUCGAAAUACACCAAGAACCUAGAAGAUCACCAGAAAAACUACAGUUUAAUGUAGUUGUUCUGGUGUCUACUGCCUGUCCAUGCAGGCUUUUUAAUGUAAACACUGCCUUUUCAGAGAAAGAUUAGGUUAAGAUUAGAACAAACAAAACAUUUUAAGAAAAAUUUUGUUAUAAUAUAUACAUUUUAUACUCCCCUAAAUAUGUUAACUCUGAAUAAAUGAAGCCUUUGCAGUAGUAGAAAUGCUUUAUUGCUUGGAUUGGCUGCAAUCCUUAGUUUUGAUGAUCACAACCAAGGCGUUUCGUGGGAGGAGACCUGGCGCUGGAAAACAGGUAAGUAAAAUCACCUUUUAAUCGGGGGUAAGUGAGGGCCGGUCACCUAAACAGCUAUUUAGACCUAUAGUGUUUGGAAUACGUUUGUUUUCCUGACACUAUAGUGUUCCUUUUAAGUCUCGCUUGCCGCGUAGGACUUAACAUUUUGAUCCCUCUGUGCACAGCAUGUUAUGCUUACUUAAAAAUAUUUACUUCUAAAUUUGUACUCUAGCAAACCAUUAACAACCUGGGCUCAAAAGCUAAAAAAUAAUCAUCAUAAGAAAAGUAACCAAAAAGAUCUGGUGUCUCCCCAAACUUCUCAGGCAAGAACAGAGGCUGAGACAUUGAAUCAGGUAAGCUUACAAUGAAGUCUAUCAUUCAUUUGUGUACUGUCUAGUUUUCAUUAUUUGUUCAUAAAAUGCAAUCUAUAAAGAAACCUGAUUUUAUUUUUUUGUGCAAAAUCUAUUGUAUUAUUAAAAAUUUAAGAUUAGAGCAAACAAAACAUCUUAAACAAAUUUAAUUUUGUUAGUGUCAUAAAAAUAUAUCUUCUAUACUCCCCUAAAUAUGAAUAAAUGAAGCCUUUGCAAUAGUAGAAAUACUUUAUUGCUCUCCAGCUUAAAUCUGUAAAUAUUACAGAAUCUUAAAUAUUAUAACACUAAAGCAUUCAUGUUCCUAAAACUAUAUUGUUCCUUUAAAGGACCACUCUAGGCACCCAGACCACUUCAGCUUAAUGGAGUGGUCUGGGUGCCAGGUCCAGCUAGGGUUAACCCAUUUUUUUAAUAAACAUAGCAGUUUCAGAGAAACUGCUAUGUUUGUAAAUGGGUUAAUCCUUCCUCCAAUUCCUCUAGUGGCUGUCUCAUUGACAGCCGCUAGAGGCGCCUGCGUGAUUCUCACUGUGAAAAUCACAGUGAGAGCACGCAAGCGUCCAUAGGAAAGCAUUGUGAAUGCUUUCCUAUGAGAUCGGCUGAAUGCGCGCGCAGCCAGCCGAGUGGGAGGAGAAGGAGGAUUGGAGGAGGAGAGCGCCCCGCCCAGCGCUGGAAAAAGGUAAGUUUUAAACCCUUUCCUCUCCCCGGGCGGGAGGGGGACCCUGAGGGUGGGGGACCCUCAGGGCACUAUAGUGCCAGGAAAGCGAGUAUGUUUUCCUGGCACUAUAGUGGUCCUUUAAUUCUCCACUGAAUAUUUACAUGCAUAUGAAGAAUGUGCACCAAAAUACUAAAGGGCCUCCCUAGACUGCUAAAGUGCUUAAAGGGACACUGUAGUCACCAGAACCACUACAACUUAUUGUAUUUGUUCUGACAUUCAGUGUCUCCACCCUCUGCAUGGGGACAGUGAACUUUCUUCAUAGAGAUGCAUUGAUUUAAUGCAUCUCUACGAGUAGAUGCUGAUUGGCCAGAGUAAUGUCUGGCUCUGCCCCUGGCUUACCUUUUUGGCUGAGAUCAUCAGAAUUGAGAAUCUCAGCCAACCCAUUUCUUUCCUAUGGAAAAGCAUUGUGAUUGUAUGAGAUAUUAUUAUAUUUAGAGGGGCCAGGGGGGCUAGAUCGUGUUUUUAACUCUAUAGAAUCAGAAUUACAUAUUUGCGUUUAUAGAGUACAGAGUUCAUACAGAGUUAUUAAUACAAUACAUCUCUAUGAGUAGAUGCUGACAUUCAGUGUCUCCACCCUCUGCAUGGAGACAGUGAACUUUCCUCAUAGAGAUGCAUUGAUUUAAUGCAUCUCUACGAGUAGAUGCUGAUUGGCCAGAGUAAUGUCUGGCUCCGCCCCUGGCUUACAUCUUUGGCUGAGAUCAUCAGAAUUGAGAAUCUCAGCCAACCCAUUUCUUUCCUAUGGAAAAGCAUUGUGAUUGUGAUUGUAUGAGAUCAUCACUUCUGACGAUGUCAGCCAAGGAAGCAAAUCAGGGAAAGAGCCUGCACUAGCAGACUAGAAUAAAUGUAAAAUAUUAUUAUAUUUAGAGGGGUCAGGGGGGCUAGAUUGUGUUUUUAACUCUAUAGAAUCAGAAUUACAUAUUUGCGUUCCUGACCUUAUAUUGUUCCUUUAAUGUGUGAAAGGUGUGUCCUCAUUUUAUAGAGUACAGAGUUCAUAAGAAAUUGGCCCUUUUAUAAAUAGAAAUUGGCACAUCGAUAACUUAACCUUGUUACACCCCUCUGACUGUCAAUUAGACAAAUAAUAAAAUGCAUGCAUGGUUUCACUAGCGAUUUAUCUGCAAAACAAUUAUUAUUAUUUUUUUUUUUAAAGUUGUAUAUUUUUAUUUUUAUAGAACGAAAACACUGAUGGUUUUUCAAACACAUUUUAUCUCAAUAACCGCUCCGAGAGUACAAACUCCUUAUUUUCUGCUGGGUCUGGUAAGUAAAACUAUACAGUUAAUUUUCUCCUUUCUUUGUACAGUAGAGUUAACUUAUUUUUGGUCUGUAAUUUACAAUGGUGCACAUCAAAUGUAAACAAGGGAAAGUAUACAGUUUUGUUUUUUUUAAAUUAUUAUUCUAAUCCCUUUCACACUUCAAUGUGAAAACACUUAGUAGUUUGAUUUCCAUUUGGGAAAUGUGUAGUUUGGUACAGAGCAAGUAUUGAUUACCAUUGAUGCUUGUGUUCUUAUGGUGAAGGUAUUUUGGAUCUGCAUUUAGUCACUAACAUGAGUCAGAAUGGCACUUUAUCUGCGACACUGUCCCAUCUAGUGGUUAUUACAAAUAUGUAAAACACAAUUUUUUUUUUAAGAGAGCGUAGAUAUUUAAAAAUAAUUUGUAUUUAGGUGGAAGGCCAUUAUCUGCCACUAGAAUUGCAAAUAAAGUCCAGUUGAUCUCAAACAUGUUUUCCUCCCUCUCUCCUUUUUGUUUUUGUACUUUUGUUUAUUAAUCCAGGGCCCUUCCACAAUACUGGCAUGCACAGUUGUUAUCCUAUAUUUAAUUAACUGUUAAUUUAGAGUUAGACGUGCCCAACACAGUGAGUAUUUGGUGUGAUUCUAAGGGGAAGGAAGUGUCUAAUCGAGGUAAUACAAAUGCCGAUCUUCUUGGGGUAAUUUGUUUCAUACAUUGAUGCUUUGAAUGGUUCCAUAGUGAGGAGGAGCUUUAUUUUAGAAUCUAAGAAGAGAAAACAAUGUUGCCAAGUCCAAAAUGAACUUAGAACAGAGAGAUCAGUAUGGGUGGUACCAGAUCCACCCUGGGCUUGAACACUAGGAGUAAUGCUGUAUGGAGAGAAAAAAGGGGGAAUCUCAAACCAGAGGAAAAGCUAAGGAUUCCACUCUGGUAAAAAAAAAUAUCAAAUUACAAAUAAUAAUACAAAGCUAACUAAUGUAUUUACAAUGACUUGGUAUAAUUUAAAGGGACACUGUAGUCACCAGAACUACAGCUUAAUGUAGUUGUUCUGGUGAGUAUAAUAGUUUCCCUUCAGGCAUUUUCAUGUAAAUACUGCAUUUUCAGAGAAAAGGCAGUGUCUAUAUUGCCCCUAGGGAGACCUCCAAUGGACCCUCCUUAGAUGGCCACUGGAGGGGCUUCCUGCCUCAGGGCUGCACAGUAAGCAGCCCUGCCGAUUAGCAUCCCCACGCUCUACAUGCAGACGCUGAAUUGUCCUCAUAGAGAUGCAUUGAUUCAGUGCAUCUCUAUGAGGAGGUCCCGAUUGGCCAAAACGACAUUUGGCCCCGCUUUCUUAGCAUAGAACACCCACAAAGGUGUUUCCUGGGAGCUGUAGCCUGUUAGGUCAGGAGUCAGAUAGAAGCUGUCCUGUUGAUGUAUAGGAACUUAGAACACCCAUGAAGGUGUUUUUUUAGGAGUCGUUGCUAAUUGACUGAGCAGUCAGAUAGACCAAAGUGAUACUUUACCAUUAUAUCACUCACAUUAUGUCUAAGUAUCUCUAACGACUUUGUAUUUUAAGCUCAGUAGGUGACCAAAACACAUUUGUUUUAUAUAGUGAGAUUGACCACUUCUUAAGUAUCUUGUUUGGAGAUUUCUCACAACAGCUUCUCCUUAUUUUUCGCUUGUGCCGAACCCUCUUUCUCCCUACAAUCCCCCCCUCCCACCCCCUUUUCUGUGUGAUAUAGCACGCUGUUUAGUGAAUCAUCCCCCUGUAGCACUUUAUAGCAGUAGCAAUACAGUAUCUGGACGUUUCGAUACAAGUACACAUAGGGAUUGCACUGUCAAGGCUUUUUCCAGGGGGUCUUUUACCCAUAUCUUUAGAGGUAACUGCUCAGUGCUAACUGGAUAGGCACUGUGGAUCAUUUGUUUGUUUUCCACUGCUUUUAUACAACACCAAUGAAUCCUGCAGUGCUUUACCUUUUUCAUUUGGGCAUAUAACCACAAAUAAGAAACAAACUAGCGGUAUUACAAAUGUUAACAGCACGUUCUUACCAUGAACAUUGACUUGUACCUGCUCUUGUUACUUUCAGUGUCCCAGUAAUGGCAUGGAGUAAUGCUGUCUUUGAAUCCAGUGCAAGCUGCACUUAAACACAUGUACUUACUUAUUCACUAAAGUGGGAAUUAAUGCUACACAAAUAUGCUGUUUAAUUGUACAAGAGCACCAAUAAUGUAAAUAUGUUCCACUUUGUUUGUGUUUCAUGAUUGGUGUUCUAUGUACACCAUGGGGUACUACUGACUUUGACAUGGAGAUUUUGUAUUCAGUAUAUUUCCACUGAAAGAUGUUAAUGCAUUUGAUAGCAAACCAUUGUUAGGAUUCUUGAUUUUUUUUUUUUUGCCAGGAAUAAUUUUGUGCCAUUUGAUUGAGGAAUGGGUAAAGGAGUCUAAUGAGCUAUGGUAUAUUUCUAUAUGUUGCUAGGUUUUACGUACUGGAAAAUGGAUGAGAAGGAGAUGUACCACCCCUUACCAGAAAACUUUGGAAGGUUUUCUAUCAAAGAGGUAAUUUUCCAUUAGUAUUACAUAUCGGAUUCUUCUUGGUUAAAAUAAAUCUGUCGUGUUUUAUUAUUUGAAAUUAAAGUUGGUACAUUGUCCUGACUUACUCAUGCUCAAAGGUGGCUUCCGUUUUUAAAUUGUCUUUUUAGAAGCACUGUUUAAUAGACCAAAGAUCUUGAAGAUUACAGAGAUCUAGUGUGUGUUGUGCUCAAACGACCAGCAUUGCAAAAUCUGUUCCGAAUAGUUUUUUCCUGUUCAUAUUGCCCAUGACUUGAAAAUGGCACUCUCUGAACUAAACAUAUUCAAGCUCAUUGUCCUUCCCUCUCCACAAUUUUACUGUUAAAAACACUUUUCUUACUAGGAAGAGCCAGGGUAAUUGUCACAUGGCUAAGUUGGGAACUCUAGAUGUGGGAGAAUCCGAAGGCAAGGUCAAAGUCAAAAACAAGAAAUAUGUCAGAAGCAUAUUAACAGAGGGGUCCUAUUUCCUCCCUACACCCCCAACUUUAAAAUACAACCGCAAUUUUUUAAAAUGUAUUUCGCACUAAGCAGUGUGUAUGUAUUUGAGCAUGUUUUUGUAUGGAGUAUGUGUAAGUGAAUGUUGGGUGUGUGUGUAUGUGGUGUUGGUUUUGAAUGCAGGCAUGCAUUUUUUAUGUAGUGUGUUUUUUUUUAAUGCAGUGGUGGGGUUUUUAUGUAGUGUUGACUUUGAAAUAAAUUUGUGUGUCGUGUUGGUGAGAUUCUGAGAUGUAUGCACAUAUACACAUACACACUGACACACAUGCAGAUACAUAGACACACAGUCACACACAGAUACACAUGCAGACACAGUGGCCACUCUAGGAACAAUAUAUAGAGAGGGGUGGGGGCAUGUAAGAUACCACAUUCAAAACUGGUGAAGGGGGGGCACUAAAACUUUUCACUAGGGGAUGGGGUAAUGUGCUGCCAUUGCCUGUCUGAUGCCAGCAUGCAGUGCAUGUCGCAUCAGUCAACAAAUUUGCAUAGAGUUCACAUUAGCCACCCAAAUUUCUUGUUGUGGGCUGGCUGACACUUCUUAACCCAUUAAGACCACAGGGCAUUCUAUGCCGUCCUUAAUUGGCCGGCUCUAACGCCGCAGGGCGGCAUAGAACGCCCUGGGCGGUCUUACCCCCCACGUGGCCAGCGGCACAUGGCCGCUGCAGAUCGCGGUCGGGGGGCAUGCCUGGGGACCGCUGUCUGCAGCUUCUGCUCUGCUCAGUCAGGCUGCAGUCUGAUCGCACUGACAGGCUGCCAUAGCCUGUCAGUGUGAUCAGUGUUACUAUGUGUCAGCCUAUUGGCUGACACAUGUAACUGCAGCCAUUAGCCCCCUACAGAUCAGGUACUCCUCCUGUGGCCAAUUACCGCGAUCUGUAGGAGGUGAUCACAGUGACAGCCAGUCACUGUGAUCACUGUUAGUAUGUGUCAGCCAAUGAUCUCAGAUCACUGGCUGACACAUUGUCUCUGCCCCUCUCCUCACCUCACUUCGAUCUGAGAGAGAGAGGCAGAGAGAUCGUUGCUUUUGCAGCUCCUGUGGAAAAACAAAGUUUUAAAAAUUUUUUAAAGUUUUAAAAUUUAUAUUUUAUUUAACCCUUUCAGUGCUGAUCACAGCAUAUUACUGUGAUCAACCUGAUUAGGGUAUUUAUUUAUUAUUAUUUUUUUGGAUCAAAAAAAAUUAUUUCUAAGUUUUUCGACCCUUUGUGUCAGUCGCAGCAACCCAAAUCUCCAUUACCCUUUCCCCGCUGCCGUGAUCACUAUACUGUACAGUAUAUCUGCUGUACAGUACUGUAUCAGUGAUCACUGUGAUCAGAGGGCUCUCUGAUCAGACUGACUUUUUUUUAGGGUUAUUUUUAUAGAUCUAAAAAUAACCCUUUCAGUGUACUGAUUGCAGCUGCCUAUACUGUGAUCAGUACAUUUAUAUUAUUUUUUGAGGGCGGGUAGUAGGUGUUAGGCAGGUAGAUAAUUAAUUACCACCUUAGUAUAUAAAUUAAUUAAUUUGUCCCCCUAGAAUGGCACGUCGCUACUCAGCCGAGGAGGCGUAUGCCAUUCUGGCAGGCAGUGAUAGUGACACUCUGCAAGACAGUGACACUAUCACUGCCUCUGACAUUGAGCCUCUGAGUGAGACCUCAAGUGAUGGUGCCCCACCACCACUCACAAGAGGACGCUCAGCAAGCCCAAUGCCAGACGGAGACUGGGUGCCUCCAAACAUGAUGGCCCCAGAAAUACCGCCGUUCACUGUUACACCUGGCAUCACUGUAACAGUGGACGACUGCGAGCCAAUUCGUUUUUUUGAGCUCUUUAUGUCGGACGAUAUAUUUGAGCUCAUGGCUCAGCAAACAAAUUUGUUUGCCAUGCAGUAUCUCUCUGCACAUCCGGGGUCCCAUCAUGGUCGCAGGAAUAUGUGGAGACCCACGGAUGUCGCAGAGAUGAAGCGGUUUUGGGCUUUAACCCUAAUGAUGGGUAUAGUUAAAAAGCCCAGUAUCAGGUCCUACUGGAGCAAGCAACGCAUCCUGGCUACCCCUCUUUUCCCUGAGGUUAUGUUGAGGGAUCGCUACCUGCAACUGCUGCGAUUCCUUCAUUUUAAUGAUAACUCACUGUGUCCCCCUAGAAACGACCCACUGUUUGGCUCUAUAAAAUUUGGCCCUUUAUCCAACUCCUGUCAGACAAAUUUUCUGAAAAUUAUGUCCCCGAUAAAGAUAUUUCAAUUGACGAGUCCCUUAUGAAAUUUAAAGGUCGACUGCUAUUUAAGCAAUAUAUUCCAUCUAAGCGGUCCUGAUAUGGAGUUAAAUUUUAUAAAUUAUGCGAAUCCUGUACUGGUUACACAUGGGCGUUUCGCAUUUACCAGGGGAAGGAUAGCCAUCUUGACCCACCAGGAUGCCCUGAUUUUGUGGGUACAAGUGGAAAGAUUGUUUGGUAUCUAAUCCUUCCCUUGUUGCAUAAGGGAUAUAGGCUAUGGGUUGACAAUUAUUAUACCAGUAUAGAAUUAUUUAAAAAUUUAUAUUGCUUUGAAACCCUAGCCUGUGGCACAGUGAGGAAGAAUCACAGGGGUUUCCCCCAAGCCCUGGCAAGAGGCAGAAGCAGUAGAGGUUCCUCUUCAGCUCUCCGCCAGGAUGAGUUGCUUGCUCUUCGCUUCAGUGAUAGGAAAGAUGUAUACAUGCUGUCUACGAUGCACGACGAAAGUACAGUGCCAGUGUCUGUGAGAGGUAGCACUGAGCAUCUGGAAAAGCCAAAGUGCAUUGUAGACUACAGCAAGCUUAUGGAGGGAGUAGACUUGGCUGACCAAUGCAUACAGUCCUAUCUGGUGAACCGAAAAACUAGGACCUGGUACAAGAAAAUUGCAAUCUACGUGAGCCAGAUUGCAAUUUUCAAUGCCUAUGUCCUCUCUACAAAAGGGGUCAUAGGUAGGCCCUGCCCUUUCCUCGAAUUCACAUUAAGCCUUUUGUCCCGUAUAUUAUUUACCCAGCCCCCCAAUCCCACUUUGGAAUCAGGAGAUCUCCAAAGACUUUGUGGCAAACACUUCCCUUCCCGAAUCCCACCCAACCUUAGUAAAAAAAAGCUCCCCAAAGAAAGUGCAGUGUUUGCUACAAGAAAGGAGUCCGAAAGGACUCCAGUUAUUAUUGCCCAACCUGCCCAUCUCUACCCGCCCUCUGCAUAACAGACUGUUUCAAAGUCUACCAUACAGAGCUGAACUUCUGAAUCACUCUGUAUGGUAUUUUGGCAGUUUGUUUGCUUGAUUUCCCUGGAUUUCUGACCUCGGCUUGUCCUGACUACGCUUUGUAAGCUGCCUGUACCGACACAUUAGCUUGUUUUACCGACUACUCUGACUUCUGGAUUCCCCUGACCUUGGCCUGUCCCUGUUUACGCUAGCCAUUCUAAAGUGGCUACACCAAACAACUCAAAAUACUACAUUUGUAGUACUUGAAAUGUGACUUCCCAAUAAAAAACUAAUCACAGGGUUAAUGCUGUGAUUAGCACUGAAAGGGUUACAAUUUUUUUUUUUUUUAACUUCUCAAACUUUUCACACCGUGACUCUCUAUGUGAUAUCAAAGAUCUCUCUGCCUUCAGAUCAAAGUGUAUGUGGGGGUACUGUUCUAUUCAUGUGAUAUAAUAAAAACCUGGAAACAUGGUACAUGUGGGUACUGUUAUAUUCAAAAGACAGUGUUAAAUCAAAAUACCAAGUCUCUAUUGCACUAACAAAUAUCAGGAUUAUGACAUUUACAACGAAAUUGUAAUUUAUCUGAUUAAAAAGACAAAAAUCAAAGUAGAAAUCGCUACAUGGGCCCAGCAUUUCUGUUAAAAUGGCUAGACCAAACAUCUCAAAUUAUGCCAUUUGUUAUACUCUGGGGUGCCUACUUUUGAAAAUGGUAUGCCAUAAUGGUGGAAAUGUUAUUACCCAGGCUGCCAUAUUCUCUGUAAAGCCACAUAGGCCCAUAAAAUCACUUUGUCAAAUCUCCAACUUUGAAAAGGACAUCUAAUAUUUUUGUCCCCGUGACUUCCCCCUCCAAAACAGAAAAUCUAGUACAUGGGGGUACUGUUACAUUUAGGAGACAAUGUUAAAUACAAAUAGUGAGUCUUUGUUGCAAUAACCCAUAUCAGGAAUAUGAAAUGUCCUGUGAAAAGUUCAUGUGUGUGAAAAAGCACAAAUAAAGCUAUAACUGCUAUGUGGGCCCUUCAUUUCUGAUAAAGUGAUUAGACCAAACAUCUUACAAGGCACCAUUUCUUAUACUCUGGGUUACCUACUUUUGGAAAUGAUAUGCCAUAAUAGUGGAAAUGUUAUUACCCAGGCUGCCAUGCUCUCUCAAAUGCCCAGAAAAUCACUUUGACAAAUUUCAAUGUAAUAAAGCAUAAAUGGAUAAGCCGUAUAUAUGACCCUGUAACUUUCCAAAACCCCAUAAAACACAUACAUGGGGGGUACCUUGGCGCUCGUGAGACAUCACUGAACAGAACUAGGAGUGUUUCAGGGCAGUAAACUAUGUACUAACAAUAAUAAUAUCAGUGAAAGUACAGUUUUUAUAUGAAAAAUGCAAACAAAAAAAAUGAACGCUAAAUUUGGCUAGGGUUUGUGUCCAAGUGGCUACUACAAAAGACUGGGCAUACCCCAUUUUGAAUACCCUGGGAUGUCUAAUUUUUCAAAUGGUAUGCCAUGAUGGGGGUAAUUUUUAUUUCUGCGCUGCCAUACGGUCUCAAAGGCAACCUAGGCCACGCAAACCAAUCUGUCAAAUUUCUAUGUAGAAAAUAAAAUAAUGGACAAGCCGUAUAUUUGACCUUGUAACAUUCCAAAACCCUAUAAAACCUAUACAUGGGGGUACUGUUUUACUCGUGAGACAUUUCUGAAUACAAAUAUGUAUGUUUUAUUGCAGGAAAACCGAACAGUAUUCUGACAUUAACAGUUAAAUUUCUAUGCUGAAAUUGAAAAAUAACAUUUCUUAAGUUCUUUUAAGUUUUUUUAGAUUUUAUUCAUAUAAAAUGGAGUUCCAUAUAUGAAUGUUUGAUAUGAAAUGAAAGCUCUGUUUCCUGUGAACAAAAUGAUAUAUAUAAUAAGUGUGGGUGCACUUAGUAUGAAAGAGGUAAAUUAUUGUUGAACAGACUUAUAGUAAAAUUCUGUGGUUUGUUUAAAAAAAUUUGAAUCACAACUUGUACAUUUGGCUGCAGUCUUAAGGGGUUAAAUGUGAUCUUUGUUUAUCAGAUAACUCUACUAUUUGUUAUCCUUAUGUGGGAUUGCCAUAUUUAAGGAUACCAAAUAAGGGAGCUAUCUGCUAAACAGCACCCUAAUUUGGAUUCUUUAAAUAUGGAAAUUUAGGGAAUUAUCUACUAAACAGUUAAAAGACAAAGAAUCUUUAUUUUUUAUUUUUUUUAAAAAGCACUUUUCUUUUAUUUGUUUAGUAGAUAACUCCCUUAUUUGUUAUGCUUAUGUGGGAUUGCAAUAUUUAAGGACACCAAAUAAGGGAGCUAUCUACUUAACACAUACACAUUUAUAUAUACACACACACACAAUAACACUACUACACAAAGAUCUACUUGAAUUUUGCCAAGGCAUUUGAUACGGUUCCUCACAAUAGAUUAGUCUUCAAACUAAAAUAAAUUGGUCUAGAUGAAUAUUCUUGUUCUGGGAUAAAACACUGGAUUAUGGAUAGAGUACAAUGAGUUGUCAUUAAUGGUACAGUUUCAAGCUGGACAAAAGUGGUAAGUGGUGUCCCUCAGGGUUCUGUUUUGGGACCACUUCUAUUUAACAUAUUUAUAAAUGAUCUUGAAAUAGGCCUUGAAAGUCAUGUAUCAGUGUUUGCAGAUGACACAACUUUGUAAAGUAAUAAAAUGUGAGCAGGAUAUCGCCUUGCUGCAGAGGGAUUUGGAUAGAUUGGGGGACUGAGCACUAAAAUGGGAGAUGAAAUUUAAUGUAGAGAAAUGCAAAGUUAUGCACUUCGGGGUUAUGAAUGCACAAUCAAUUUACACCCUAAAUGGUAGUGAACUAGGGAUAACCACACAUGAGAAGGAUUUGGGAAUUGUUAUAGACAACAAAUUAGGCAGCAAUAUGCAAUGUCAAUCUGCAGUUGCUAAGAAUAGGGGUAUAAAUUCUCAGGAUGAAAAUAUAAUUUUGCUCUUUAUAAAUCUCUGGUAACACCACACCUUGAAUAUGCGGUGCCUUUUUGGGCACCUGUUCUAAAGAAGGAUCUCAUGGCACUAGAAAAUGUGCCGAGACGGGCUGCAAAAUUGAUAAAAGGAAUGGAGCAUUUUAGUUACGAGGAAAGGUUAAAAAAUUUAAUCUCUUAAAUUUGGAAAAACGUCAAAUCAGAGGGGAUAUGAUAACAUUAUACAAAUAUAUUCAGGGCCAGUACAAACCAUUAUCUGGAAAUCUAUUCAUGAAGAGGGCUAUUCAUAGGACAUGAGGUCACACAUUUAGGCUGUAUGAAGGCGAUUUAAUGUAAGGCAAAGAAAAGUGUUUUUUGUUUCUUUGUUUGUUUGUUUUUGUUUUGUUUUUUCAGUAAGAACUAUAAGGAUAUGGAAUUCUCUGCCUGAAUAGGGUGGUUUUAUCAGAGUCCAUACAGAUGUUUAAACAGCAAUUGAAUAAAUACUUCCAAAAACAUAACAUACAGGGAUAUAAUUUCUAAUUAGUGGGAUAACAGCUGCUUGAUCCCAGGAGAUAUCUGACUGCAAUCAUUUUGGGGUCAAGAAGGAAUUUUUUCCUAGUUUGUUGAAAAAUUGGAAGCGCUUCAGACUGGGUUUUUUGCCUUCUUUUGGAUCAACAGCAAAAAACAAAUGUGAGGAAGGCUGAACUUGAUGGACACAAGUUUCUUUUCAGCUAUAUAACUAUGUAACACAAUAGGUGUAUAUCUGUGGUUGUGUGUAUGUAUAUGUGUGUAUAUAUAAUAUAUACACACACACACACAAUACGAUGGGAGUUUUGCACUUCAGCUCUCCUCCAAAUCAUGGCCCGGUGCUCAGCUGCACACAAAUACAGUCCCAAAAAAGAAAGCCAGCACUCAAGGACUUUAACAUGGAAAAAAUAGGCAUUUAAUCCAAGUGGUCAACGUUUCAGUUCACAGUUGUGAAUAUAUAUAUACACAUACAUACACACAGGUGCAAGAAAAAGUAUGUGAACCCUUUGGAAUGAUAAGGAUUUCUGCACAAAUUGGUCAUAAAAGGUGAUCUGAUCAUCAUCUAAGUCACAACAAUAGACAAUCACAGUUUGACAAAUGUUGUGUUCAAUAAAAUCAUGGCAACAUUUCAUUCUUUGUGUGUUGUUAGUUUAAGCAGACUGUGAUUGUCUAUUGUUUUGACUUAGAUGAUGAUCAGAUCACAUUUUAUGAUCAAUUUGUGCAGAAAUCCAUAUCAUUCCAAAGGGUUCACAUACAUUUUCUUGCAACUGUGUGUGUGUGUAUGUGUAUGUAUAUAUAUGUAUGUAUAUAUGUGUGUGUGUAUAUAUGUAUGUGUAUAUAUAUAUAUAUAUAUAUAUAUUAUCUCUUAACCACAGAGAUACACACAUACACUUAACCACAGAGAUACAUACACACAGACAUACACAAACGCAAUCACAGAUCCACACACAUACAAUCACGAACACGCAAUCAAAUUCACACAUAAUUAGAUAUACACAUACAAACAUCAAAUCACAUCACAUGCAGGCUAGCAUUCACUCACCACUAAGGCCACCAGGUAUGGCAGCACAGCUCCCCUCUCCCAGGCAUAAGGUAAAAAGGGAGGGGGAUAUAACGUUUUGUUAAAAAAAAAUAUAUAUAUAUAUAUAUAUAUAUAUAUAUUUAAAUAAACAUAUUUAAACAAGCUAAAUAUUUAAAUAAACAAGUGUACCAACUUCUGCACGUCUGCUUGGUUUGCCCCCUCACUCUGCUCUUCAGAAAUAUAUUUUUGACCCUCUGCCAGAAUGGUGUCUAUUUUCUAUCAAACCUGUGUCUUAUCUGCAGUCAUGUCGUUUUAACCCCUGUAUCACAACUCAGCUUUGAAUUCUCUGUGUUGUCUUGCUCAGAAAUGCUCCAGACUUGAGAAAUGGAGGUUCUCCCGAAAGCUUGUCAUUAAAAAAUUCUGUUAGCCCAAUAAAAAAGGUAUUACAAGAUACGAAUUGUAUCUGUUUUUUACAUCUACAUCACUGGACUAAUACGGCUACAAUCUCUACAUAUAAAAUAACCCUGAGUGAGUAAACAGACAAAGAAAAUUAGAAACAUAGAAUGUGACGGCAGAUAAGAACACCCUCACACACACACACAGUACGCUUCACACAUACACACAGCACACCCAACACAUUGCCCCCCCCACACAUACAAUAUGUCCAAACAAACUCUUUUAAAAUUUUAUUUAUAUAUAUAUAUAUAUAUAUAUAUAUAACACACUACAGCACCUCUCUCACACUGCAUCAUUACACACAUUACGCUCCAGAUACAGGCUAGAUCCCUUACCCUAUAUACACUCUGAAUCCUACACACACUCACACAUUGGAUUGUGAGAUAGCAACAUAUUUUUAUGUACACUUUUUAUUAGGAUAAAGUAUAACGUAUUACAUAAGUUUCUAAUAUGGAAUGUGUGGAACUUCAUAAUAAUGUGUUGAGAUAUGAUGUAUGUCACACGUCUGGUUUUUGUUAAAACUGUGUGAAGUGAUGAAAAGAAUUUAGUUUAUGCAAUCAUCCAAGAAACAGAAAUUGUGGAUAAGACCUGGCAAGCCUUGAGCAUUAGAACAUGUUAAGAAAUAUGUAGUGAUACAUAUGAACUGGGGUAGAGGAAUUCUUAUCGCCCAAUGCCCUGGACAUGCAGUUCAGGGUAUCUGGUGGGCUAGCAGAGUAUUUUGGGCUUUUAGCCCUACUAUCUGCAAAUGGCAGGGCUGCUAUUGGGGACAAGAGGGGGACAGGGAGCAUGUGGUCUGCACGUCAGUCAAAUGCAGACCACAGUAAUUUUUCCCUUGUGGUCCUGCACUUGCUAAUAAGUCAUAUCGCAGGCUGGAAAUUCCAAUGGCUGCUCUCUAAACUACUGAGUGCUGGACCUUGAGGGAGUGACUAGUGACAUCUGCACCCUCUGGAGGUGCCGAUUUCAUGCUCUGCCAGUUGACUACUGACUAAUUUAACCCUCCCCCUCCUCCUCCCCCCCCAAAUGAACUACCAGGGAUCAUAGACCCCCCCCCCCUUUUGGUAGGAGGAGGGAGAACACACACACUUCAACAUUCACACACACCCCUUUCAACAUUCACACACACACCCCUUUCAACAUUUACACACACACCACACCUCUUUCAACAUUCACACACACCCCACUUUUCAACAUGCACUACAUUCACCGCACCCUCCUCAUCCUUUUCAACGUGCAGUACAUUCACACCCACCCAACCACCCACCCUUUUCAAUGUGCACUACGUUCACACACACACACACCCCAAACCCUCCACCCUUUUCAACAUGCACUACAUUCACACAUGCAUACCCCCACCCUUCUCAACAUGCACUACAUUCACACAUACACCCCCCCCCCCUUUCAACAUGCACUACAUUCACACAUACAUUGCCCAUAUCCUCACACGGUCAGCAGAUACAAAAUCCCCACACAGUGCACACACCAAGCCCAUAUUUUUGCUAACUAAAUCAAAAUUGAAAAAUGGUGGCAGAAUGUUGAUUUUUGACAAUUCUUUCUUAUCAACUUUUUUUGUGUCAGUUUUUCAAUUUAGAUGUAAUUUGCAAAAAUGUGUAGUUUAGUGAAUAACCACAUCAAUGUCGAGGGCUCUAGGCAGGGGUCCCAAUAUAAAAUUAUUUUGUUUGGACAAAUAGAUAGUCGCGCCAGAUAAGUAGAUUGGUUUAGGCCCUUGUACAAGUAGAUUAGAAAAAUAAAUAAAUCAUCCCACACCACCGUAUGCAGAAUAUUGAAAUGGCAAUGAUUUGACCAGAUGCUGGUGCCUUUUUACAUAUACUUUAAACAAAUAUAUUGUCCUGUGCUAAAUUCUUGAAUUAGAAGUGAAAUUCAUUGACGUGAUUUCUCAUUAAUUAAGAGAGGGAAUUAUCAGUGUGCUGCAGAAUAGGAAAGGUGUGUAAACAACAGGAAAAAAAAUAAUAUAUAUAAUUUUACUUUUUUUUUUUUUUUUCUUGUGAUGGACCCAUGAUUCUAAAUUGAUAUGGACCUUCUUGCCUGUUAGAAUGAAUAGGAUCCCAACUUGGCUUUAAUUCAGAAUUCUCUAUUUUGGCCAAAAAGUUUUAAGUCUGUUUUGUUCUAAUAACAAAAAACGUUUUGUUCUGAUGACUGAUGGCUAUUUUCGAACAGAUCUCAAAAGUAUGUAUAUAAAAUUGCAUGUCAAGUGUUGACAUUUACCUUAGACAUUCAGAGUUGCUCCCUUCAGAGUCUCACUUCUAAAUGCUUCUAAACAUGGAUAUAUUAAUGGGGAUGUGACAGUGUCACACAUUCACAGAAAUACAUGUUGCAUUCAACAACGUGGGAAUUAAUUGUUCUGAGUGUGAACUAAUUUAUGAUUUAAAUAAAUAAAUAAAAAAAAAAAAAAUAUAUAUAUAUAUAUAUAUAUAUAUAUAUAUAUAUAUAUAUAUAUAUAUAUAUGCACCAAAAUGGCAAAAGGUGGAUAUUGUGAUUAAGACAUAGACACAUAUUGGGGACUGUGCUCAAAACGGAGCCUACAUGAGUGGGUGCAAUUAAAGUUUUUGUUCAUUUAUUCACCAAUCCUGACUUAAAUUGACCAUUUGUUUUUUUUUUUUGUAAAUAUAUUUUUAUUGGCAUAUUUCAUGCACACAAAGAGAAAGGCAUAGCAUUGAGACUCGCAGGUCUCCGUUGUUGUCUUACGGUGUGUUCACAUAGCAAAUGCCAGCACAUUGAGACUCGCAGGUCUCCAUUAGUUUAACCAUGUAUAUAUAACUGUGAUAGAUGACAAACAUAACAAGCAUAUCAUCUACACUCUUUCUUAUAUAUUUUGUACAGUUGCAUGUCCUGUUGGGCUCGUAUGCCCGCAAUUACGUCAGUUUCAUAAGUCCCUUAUGGAUGUUGCGUGUGUGUGUAUGUCUCCGUUGCUCGUGCCUGUUUGUGAGAGUGUCGCGGGACAGCCCGGGCCCUAUGAUCCGCCCCCCCUCCCCUCUUUGGGGUGCCCUAUUUAGUUGGGGUGGUCUCCUCGUCUAUGUGACAGGGCCUCUCUUGUCUUUUUGUGUGUUUGUCGGGCCUUCCAGUGUCGGUGAACACCCGUUGCCGGAGGUAGACCUGCCCCUGUAUGGCUGUCUUCCCCUCUCCUCUUUGGGUUUGUAGCCUCCUGCAGCUAAUUAUGUGAUGGUUGUUGUGUCAUGUCACUAAAUUCGGGGUCUGUUGUCUUCAGGAUCCAAUGUGUCCAAGUGUUAAGGUACACUUGGAAUGUAUCGUGGGCUUUGUGAUGUAGUUCCUCUAGGGAUCUCAGUUCUUCCAUUUGCGUAAACCAAACUCUCACGGGGGGGGGUGACCUGUGUUUUCCAAUACUGUGGUAUGAUCAUUUUGGCCGUGUUCAGUAUGCGGAUAGUGAGUGACCUCUUAUAAGCUGUUCGAGGGGUUUUAGUGUGGUGUAAGAGCAUGACUGCUGGGUCGAAUGGGACUUGGUCGUCUGUAAACCUUGCCAAUAUUUUGUGGAUCUCAGACCAGUAUGGGGCUAUCUGCUUGCAUGCCCACCAGAUGUGUAAGAGUGUGCCCCUGCCCUCCCCACAUCUCCAGCACUGUGGGGGGUGGGAUGGAAUUCGGGCAUGUAGUGACUCAGGAGUGUGGUACCAGUGUGUCAGUAGUUUAUAUGCCGUUUCCUGUGUCUUGCUGUAGCUAGAGCAGUGAUGCGUUAGAUAGCAAAUUUUCUCCCAUUCCACUUUGUCAAAGGUCUGGCCCAGUGCCUCCUCCCAUUUCCCCAUGAACCGUGGUUGGGCAAUUGGUGUGAGUGUGAUUAAUAGGGUAUAUAGUGCCGAUACCCCAUGUGCUAGUGGGUUGGGUUCCAAGCAUAAAUUCUCGAAGGGCGUGGUGGCCCUAUGUAGUGCCGGUCCCUGCGGGAGGGAUGUAAUGUAACUCCGGAUCUGUUUGUAUUUGAGGCGUAUUAGAAAAGUGUGUUCUUCGUUCCCCCUCAGAUCCUUGAGUGUCUUUAUGCCGUCAGUGGUUUGUAUGUGUCUGAGUCUGGGUAUCGGGUCCUGUAUUAAGUCUUUAAAUGCGUUCGAGUCCAUCCCCGGCAUGAACUCAGAGUUGUGUGUCAGGGGAAUUAAUGGUGUCGGGUAUGAUGUUAGGCCAUGUCUCCCUUUGGAGCGGUGCCAUUCCCUUAAGGUUGCCCUCGUGUAGGGGGACUGAGACCCUUCCCCCGUCUGGGCCCCGGGUGGCAGCCACGGUAGGACUGCCACCGGGACGCCCGCCUCGUGUUCCUCCACUUGCUUCCAUUGUUUUUGUGUUCCCGUUUUGGUCCAUUCCAUGAUUCUCAUGAGAUGGCAUGCUCUAUAGUAUAGGUUGAAGUCUGGCAGUGCCAGUCCCCCCCUGUCUUUUGGUUGUGUGAGUAGUGUGUGGCGCAGCCUGGGCCGUUUCCCGUUCCAGACAUAUUUGAUGAGGGCUGAGCGUAAUGUGGUGAAGAACGCUCUGGGGACCGUUAUGGGUAUAGUUUGGAACAGGUAGAGAAGGCGUGGUAGAAAGUUCAUCUUCACUACUUGUAUCCUGCCCAGCCAGGAAAUAUGUGGAUAUGCCCACUCCUGCAUCUCCAAGUGCAUCUUCUCAUGCAUUACUGUGAAGUUUUCCUUAUAUAGAUCCCCUUCCCGUUUUGUUAGCCAGAUGCCUAGAUAUUUAAUUUUAUGUGUUGCCCAUUGGAAGGAGUAGUGUUUGCGCAGGGGUUCCGCUCUGCGUUCUGGGAUGUUAAUGUUGAGUAUAAAUGAUUUGGAGAGGUUUAUUUUAAAAUUGGAGAGUCUGCCGAAUUCCUGGAAUGCCUUCAAGAUAUUGGGGAGAGAAAUUUCUGGGUUGGUUACGUAGAACAACAAGUCAUCAGCAUAUGCUGCUGUUUUGUGGUGUGUCGUUCCCGUCUGCAGCCCCGUGAUGUCCGUGUUGUUCCUGAUGGCCACCAGCAGGGGCUCCAGAGCUAGGACGAAGAGGAUCGGGGACAAGGGGCAGCCCUGGCGUGUGCCGUUCCGUAUGUCGAACGGCUCCGUCAGGGCUCCAUUAACUACCACUUGCGCGGAAGGUUGCUGGUAUAGAGCCUCUAUCCAUCCCCUGACACCUGGGCCCAGCCCGAGGUGGGUCAGAGUCUGGAAGAGAUAUCUCCACCCCACCCUGUCGAAGGCCUUCUCCGCAUCCGUGGAUAGCAGGAGAAGGCCUUCCCUGGCCCUCCUUUUCCCGUGUAUCAGUGUGAGGGUGCGUAUUGUGUUGUCACGUGCUUCCCUCCCCAUCACAAAUCCCACCUGGUCAGGGUGCACCAGGUUGGGCACAUGUAUCUGCAGUCUGGUCGCCAGGAUUUUGGCUAAUAGUUUUAAGUCAUUAUUUAUGAGAGAGAUGGGGCGGUAACUUCCGCAUUGUUCCCUAUCCCUGCCCUCCUUAGGGAGUACUGUGAUGUGUGCUGCCUGAGAUUGCCUAGGGAAGUGGUGUCCCUCUUUGAUAGCGUUGAAUGUCAGUGUGAGUGGGGUGUAGAGGAUGUCUGCAUACGCCUUGUAGUAACAGAGCGGCAGGCCGUCUGGGCCCGGGCUUCUGCCGGGUUUUGUUUGUUUCACGGCUGCUGCUAGUUCCUCCUGUGUUAUCUCCCCGUCUAGGGACUCAGCCGUGUCCCUGUCUAGGGUGGGCAUCGAGUGUGCGGUCAGAUAUUCUGCGAUGGAGUCUGUUAGGCGUGAGUCCGCCCGGUGGUCCUGUGGCCCUGGGAGAGCGUAUAGAUUUUCAUAGUACGCCCGUAUGACUUCCUGUAUCUUCCGAGGUAGUCUGUGUAGUGUAUUUGUGCUGUCUCUAAUCCUGUCAAUGUAGGUCUGUUGCCUACGUUUGGUCAGCAUGCGCGCCAGCAGCCUGCCGCUCUUAUUGCCGUGUAAGGCAAAAAACGCCUUGUGUCGUAGCGCGUCUCGGUGGUACCUUGACUGGAGUAUUUUAGUGAGUUCCCUGCGCAAUGUGAGCAGUUGUCCCUGCAGUUCAGGCGUCUGUUUAUUUUUGUUAAGUGUGUCUAGCUCCCUUAUUUUCGUCAGUGUGUUGUUCAUGGCCGCUUCCCUCUGUUUUUUCAUGGUGGCGCUCUUUUGGAGGAAAUGACCUCUGAUCACGCUCUUAUGUGCCUCCCACAUGAUGGUUGGGGAGGUGUGGUCUGGUGUGUUUAUGGCGAAGUAUUCUCGGAGGAUUGCUCCGAUGUCAUUUUUAACCUCCGGUACUGAGAGGAGGUAUUCGUUUAAGCGCCCUUCGCCACUUUUGGUCUGUAGAGUGGGGACAUUAGCUUGAGGGUUACGGGGGCGUGGUCUGACCAUGUUGCAGUGCCAUGUUCCACCUGUGUGACUAGUGGCAGGUGAUGAUGUGUGAGUAGAAAGUAGUCAAUUCUGGUAUAUGUGUUGUGUGGAUGUGAGAAGUACGUAUAGUCCCUCUCAUCCGGGUGGUGGGCUCUCCAGCUAUCUACCAGUUUGUAUUUGGAUAUGAGAGUUUUGAGUGCGGUCAAGUGUUGUGUUGGGAUAUGUGAUCUGCCUGUGGAUGAGUCCCAUUUCGGGUCCAAUGCUAAAUUAAGGUCCCCUCCUACCACCAGGAUUCCCUCCGCGAACUCCUGUACCCUGCGAAGGAUUCCUGACAUGAAUCUAUAGUGUCGUUGGUUGGGAGCAUAUAUAUUGGCAAAUGUAUACAUUUGUCCCGCUAUCGUGCCUUUGACAAGGACGUAUCUGCCUUCCCGGUCAGUCUGUAGUCCCUGCUCCUGGAAGGGUGUUCCCCUAUGAAUUAGUAUCGCCGUUCCCCGUGCCUUCCCCCCCUGGUAAUCGCUAUAGUAUCCUAUGGGAUAGUGAUGGUUUUGUAACUUCGGCCUUGCCCCUUCCCUAAAGUGUGUCUCUUGGAUAUAUACAAUGGAGGCCCCUGUAGUGUGAAAUUCUUUGAGGGCUGCCGACCGCUUUUCAGGUUUGUUUAGACCCCUUGCGUUUAUGGUGACUAUAGUGAGGUUAGCUGGUAUUAGUGACAUAUUUUGAGGGGUGUCUGCAGGUCCCGGACCCGAGCUGUCCCGCGAUUGGGGUUUUUGGUCUGGUGUUAGUGUGUAUACGGAUGUGUCCGUGUGUAUCCGCCGCGCGUGCAGCGUUAAGGUAUCAGCGUCUGGGCAGCCGAGUAGGCCGCUCUUAACUUUGGCGCUCAACCCUUAUGGGGGUGGAGGGAAUACCCAGGCCCUUGGUCUGGUCUAUUCGUGUGUGAAUGACUUACGUCUGACGUCUCGCCCCGUGUGGCUCCGCUUGCGAAUGUGCAUUGAGUGUGCAACUUCGCCUAGAACAUGUGUGACAUCUUUACUGCUGUGGAAACUUGGUUGGUGCAACCGUGUUUUCAACUGUAAACCAACUUCCCAGUGGAAGAGAGAAACAUCCCCCCCCCCAAACCUAUAUACAUGAGCAAGCGAACCCGGUUGGUUAUCCCGUGCCUCAUGGCCUGGUUGCCUUACUGCCAUCCCCCCUGGUGCUGAGUGGGAAGCAGCCGACCGGCCAUCCCCCUGGAGUGCUUGGAGCCCUAUGUGGCUUCCCUCCCAGGACCUACUCACUUCGCCUCCCUACCCGGGGUGUCAUCCCGGUGUUUGUGUUUGUGUGUGGUUGUCUUGUCCCCCUAAUACCCGGUCCCUUCCUGCGCCUGUGUUCUCUGUCUCCUCCUCCUCUUGGACGUCUGGGCGAGACGAAUCUCCGUGCCCCCACCUGCUCCAAGUGUGGUCAUCACAGGUUCGUCCAGGGGAGCACGGAGGUCCGUGUCGACCGUCCUCCAUCCAUCCACAAGUACCCCUCCCCCGCAGUUGCUCUGAACCUCCCAAGUUGCUUUGAUUCCCCCCCCCCCGAUCAGCAUUUGAAUGUCCUGGUAGGUGAGCUUUGGUAUGGUUAGUCCCUUGGGCCGGGUAAACCCCGGGGUAAUAUACUUGCGUUUACUCCGUGUGCUUAUGCUAGUGUUAGUCCUCUCUUUCCUGGAACGGGCUCCCCGAAAUGUUCUUUAAUGGGGCUCUUGGGGGCUUGGUUGGGGGUGCCGCAUUUCCUGCCCUCUGUUCAGAGUCCUCUCGGGCCCAUCGCCUGUUUGCGGGUGGUCCGCGGGAGCUGGGUGUCCGCCGUGCCAGUCUCCGGUCCAGGUGCCGGUGUAUAUAGAGCCAGAGGAUCUGGCCACUGCAGUAAAGCUGGUGUGAUGUGCAGCUCCCUCCCGAGGGCGGUCAUGUCAGCUUCUGUCUUCACUAGAAAGGAGCCUUUGUGUGUGUGGAUCAGCAGCCCUGUCGGGAAGCACCAUCGGUAUUUGACUCUGUUCGUCUGUAGCUGUCUGGUGAACGGGCGCAGUGCCCUACGGUACGCCAGGGUGGCGGGGGAGAGGUCCGGGUACAAUUGGAUCUCUGCUGACCCCAGGUACACCCUACCUUCCUCUCUGGCCUUCCUCAGGAUAUCUUCCUUCUGCUGGAAAUUUGCCAAGCAGCAUAUGGCAUCUCUUGGUUGGCUUCCCGGGGGGCCUUUCGGUCUGAGGGCCCGGUGCGCUCUCACCAUCUCCAGGGGUUCCCGUGGUGCGCGGCCCAGCAGCUGAUUGAAGACUGUUUGUAAGGUAACUUGGAUUGGGGUAUCGUCGUCUGCUUCCUCUGGGAUCCCCCGGACCCUGAUGUUCUGCCUCCUCCCCCUGUUAUCGAGGUCCUCUAGGUGUUGUGCCAUUUGCUGCAUCUGCUGGGUGGCCCGCCUCAGGAUCCCGGUGUUCGCGGUCUGAGCCGCUUGCACGUGGUCGUGAUUUGCCUCCAGUUGGGAGAUCCUCUGGCUUAGGCCGCAGCAUUCUUCCCGCAUGGCUUGGAGUUCUUCCGUGAUGGAGGCGCGGAGGCUGUUGUUUGCCUCCAGCAGGUCAGUUUUAGUGGGCAGAUUUCGCAGUAUGUGCAUUAAAUCCGGGUGGGAGUCGGUGGGGUAUAGUAUAGGCGUCUCGGCCAGGGACUCUUCCCCACACAGUGAAGGCGACGCUCUCCCUCCCGAGGCCAUCGACUCUUCUGAGGCCUGUGUCUCCCUGUCCGCCGGCGUCGCUAGGAAGCGCCUCAUGGAUGGAGUUGCGCUCCCCCUCGGGGUGUUUGUUGGUUUUGGGGCUUGUGAUGCCCGUUGUGAUUUGCCCAUUUUCGGGGCAAUUAGGUGCACUAGGCGGUGGGGUGCUUGGAGCCUCACAGGGAGCUCAGACUUCACGCUGCCAUCUUCCUCGGCUUCCAAGCCACGCCCCCCUAAAUUGACCAUUUGUAACCAUUACCACAAGGGUAUAUAAAAUCUUAUAAAUUAACGUAAAACAUUUAGGCUACACUUUUUAUUUUUUAAUUAUAGUGCUAUGAAAGUAUAAUUGAACUGGUUACAUAAGAUUUCUUGCUUGAUGUUUGUUUCAGAAUUGAAAGCAAUACUCCAAGCACCAUAACCACUAUAGGCCAAUGUAGAGGUUACAGUGCCAGGAGUGCCCAGACAUGCUCCUAGGGUAAGUAGUGAAACCGCUUGUGGAAGGUUUGACAACUUACCUGGAGUCUGCCGGAUACCCUUGCCGCCUGCACUGCUGCCAGAAGCUCUGCCAUUGAGCUAAGCUUGAAUGUUCAGGGAGUUUCUUAGAGGCCGAGAACAUUCAGUUGAUGUUCUCAGCCAAUGAGUCGGCCCUGCACGGUAGGGCUUGGCAAAGUGGAGCGAAUUAAUACGUCUUGCAGGAGCUUCCAGCUCCCCAGGAAAUGGAAGCAGGUGCUGGUUGACCACAGGUAAGUUGUGAAAUAUUGAUUACUUACUAUGGAAGUACUAUGGUAGCAGUCCUGACGUCAUAACCAGUACAACUGAAGGUGACAUGCCGCCUCAAGGAAGAAAAUAAUUGAAUAUAUACUUAAACUGCACAUUUUCUUGAUUGUAUUUGUUUUCUAGCCUGACGAAGUUGGGAUCCCAUCACUAACUGAUAUUUAUCAACAAAAGCAAAGAGAAUAUCCUGCCUGGAAACCAUUGUCACCCUCGGAAUACACUCAUCCACCAGAGGUACCAUUUUCAUUUAAACACAUUAUAUAUUCUACAUCACAAUAUUUUCUAGCAGUGGGAAGUAGGUGGUGUAACCCAGGUCUGGCCUAUUACUGGCUAUGUUUCUGAUAUGAACUAUGAUUAUGUCCAACCAGCCAUGUAUAGCUCAGUAACAUUACAUCGAGCUGGAGUAGAUGUACGUGUCUUGAUUAAAAAAGCUUUGUCUUCUGCAUGUUUAUUGUAGUACUUCAUAUAGUAUAGCUCAGUUAUUAUUUUACCUGUUAUCAUGUUUUUGCCAUAAAGAUAUUGUAUUAAUCACAGGUACUAAUGUUUAAAAUUAAUUUAUUCUUAUCUGGCCAUUUCUAACAAAAUCUUACUAAUUGCAAUUCAUAGGUUCAGGAUUUAUGCUUUUUUUAUUUUUUUUCAAUGUAUUUUUGUCCUCUACUUUUUCUCCUUCCAAGGUGCUGACACUGGAUCCAACUCUACACAGAAAGCCACAGCAUAGUUCCUUUAUUUCUAAACCUAACCUCCAAAAUACACAGAACAACGUCAUCUCCAUGACUCCGGACUCAAUAUUGGAGAAUUCUUCUUCUUUUAUCCAUUAUGAUGCACAUUCCCUGUCUAGUGCGGCUUCUGCACCAUCUUUGGGUGAAUCUCCGACCUGUUCUCCUAUGGGUGAUCAACAGUGGGAAGUUAACAAAUACCAAAAUCAUGUCAAUCUGAGCUAUGAACUGUCUCCAGGAGAUGGUAGCUGUGAUGAGAGGAUGCUGUGUACAGACGAUGAUGUAAACAGUUUAACCCCUUCUUCGAUGCCUGAGUCCCCUUUGCCUUUUACUGAGGAGAAUAUAAGUGAAUCCAGUCGAAUUCAUCCUCUAACUCUUUCUAAGUAAGUUCCUCUAUCUGGGUUGCACACAUGAACACGAAUAUCUGUUCUAUGUAAUUACCACCUACAUAAACCUUACGUAAUACUUAAAUUUAGAUUUCUAAAAGUAUUCACAAUUGAGUGAAUGGCAGCCACAAAUAGAAAAAUCACAGAAGAGUUAAACCGGUGUAUAGGCACAUACUCUGCUUUAAUUAUUUUCUCUUUUUUUUUUUUUUUAUCACCCCUAAAUAUUUGAGAUGUACAACUGACAAACUGACAUUACUUUUGGAAGAUUUUUAACUGAAGAAUCAGAAAAGUUUAGAAAAAUUGAUAGAAAUAAAGUGUAAAUGUGCAUGUGAUGUUCAGUGUCUGUUUUAUUUAUUUAAUUUUUUUCAGCAUCAGGCGAAGUUUAAGAGAGAAGCACUCCAGACAUCUGUCAGAUUUGCGGGAUUACUAUGAGUCAGAGAUCAGCAACUUAAAGCAGCAGAUAAUUGCCAAUGCCAAAUCCUCUUCUACUGAAGAUGUCAAGAACAUCACCAGCUUAUCAGAAAGGUAAUCUAUAGAAAUAAAGUAUUUUAACAAGACAGAUAACCUGUUGGAAAUGUAUUGCAUCAUAACAGAAUUGAGUCAAUUAGUAAAUUCAUUUUGAUGAAUCGUUAUGUUUAAGUGUAUGAUGUAGAAAGCCUGUACGAUGAGAUACACAAUUCUAAAACUAUGGCAAUAUAUAAUGCAGCAGUCUGGCAGUGGAUGCAAAUUGUAUUUCUCACAAUAUUGUAGGCUAGGUUUGAAGGACGAUGUUUUUCUUAUUCUUUAUAUAGAAUGAUAUAGGAGCUGCUAACAAAGAGGGGAAUUCAUUUGUGCUAAACAUGCAUUUCCUUUCCCAUAACUCUCAUGGUCAUCUAGUAACCUAAAAAGUUAUUUAGAAAUUAUUCUCAUUCAGUACUUCUAAACCAACUCUCUUUCUCCUAAUGCAACAUGGAUUUUAGGAGUAACUGUUUCAAACUAUCCCAGAACUAUGUCUUCUCUAACUGAUAAAGCCUGGAUCAUUGUUGAUCCUUACGUUUUUCUUUCUAGUGCUGUAACACAUAGCUUUCACGUUUCUCCUCUGUUUUAUCUUUCGUGAUGGGAAUAUUCUAAGUCAUUGUUGGUCUUACAAGGAUCCAACUGUUGGGACCUUGGAGGCAUAGGUGUCUGUACAUGUGGCGGAAGGGAACUGGGGAGAGAAUGUUGUUACUUAAUAUGAUUGGGUCCCUCUAAACCACACAUUGGGUCACAGGUGUGGUAGCCCUCCAGUGUUCCUUAGCCCUGACAAAACAGUCACCAUUGCACUCUCCGCCGUUCUUAUUGUUUUUGCAGUGCUGAUAAUAAACCAUGAUGGACAUGUUUUAGAUUAGUUGUAUGUGAGAGAUUUAGUUGAGUUUUGUACCAUCACAUGUUUCUUUUCCAGUGAUGGUGAGUCUUCUCCAGUCACGAAAAAAGGCACCUACUCUGUAAGGACUAUACCAAUUUUGCCUGUGUACUGUAUUGCGAUCUAGCUCUAUAGUUCUUAGUUUGACCACAGAGCAGCUUUUUAAUAUUACAAGCCUAUGAGUCUCGAACAUUUUAGAUGCACUAAUCCUUCUUAUCAUGACUUAUUUACUCUACCUGCUUAUAUGUGACUGAAUCCAAUCAAAUUAUUAUUUCUUUUUAAACUAUUAUUAUUGUAUAGAUGUGACCAUAUGGAAAGCGCAUUGACAGAAGCCAGCAAACGAAUUAGAAUACUUGAAAUCAAAAACAAUGAACUGGAACAGUUAUUGGUAAGAAUUGAGAAAUGCUCUAGUUUAUAGCCUCGAGUCACUGUACUAUAUCACAUUCAAUGUUUAAUUGCAUUUCUACUCAUUAUGGAAGAUUGUCAUUUUAAGGGUUCAAUGCCAAGUCACAUGACAUCCUUGUUACUUGAAGGUCUUAAUAACCAUUUUCAAAAACUGUCACUACUGCUGUGUGCGAUCUAAUUUUUUCUUCUUCUCCACAAAGAAUGAUAUUGUGUUUCCUCAUUCCUGUCUGGUUUUGAAUAUUGUAAAGCUUCCUUCACAUUUGCUUUUUAUGAAAUGUGCAACUAAACAGAAGAACUUGUGCAAUGAUGUGGGUACAAAUUAGAAUAUACUAGAUGGGAAAGGCAAACGUAAGGGAACAGUUCUAUUCUACUCCAUGUCCUGACACGUUUUACUUAGAGUUGUAAAAUUUCUCAUCAUAAUUAGGUUCAAUGCUCUGAAUGAAGUUUGAUAUGCCAUGGAUUAGACCAGGGUUUCCCAAUUCAUUUUUCCCUUGGAACCCUUUGUCAUGGUAUAGCAAAACUUUGGAACCCAACAAAAAAAUGUGUGCCGUAGAGUAGCGCAGCGCAGGGCAAACCUUUCAAUGAGCAGAGUGUAAUGUUCUCUAUUGCUGGCAAUUUAUUUUUUUCAUAUCUGGUUUAAUUAUUGACAAUUGUAUUCGCAUAUCUGCAGUUGCGUCAAGUCGAUGUCGAUACUUUGUUUCUGUUGCAGAGUAAAGCGAGAAUCCAGUUUCACAUAAGUAUGUGCCCACUUGGACAAUUCUGGGUGUUCUUCGCGUAUAAAGCAAUAGGAGAAUCUUCUUUACAUUUUUGGCUUAGUUGACUGUCAGAAGUUAUAUCGAUCAGAUUCUCAAAAUCUACAUCAGAAAAAUUGGCUGGCUUGUCUUUUAUGAAUGGUUUUCGAACCCACUCAUUACUGUUUUCAUUCAAGAAUGGAAAAUACUGAUUAAUAGAUGUGAUUAAAUGGUGAAGAUGAUCAACAAUUUCAUUGCAAAUGAAAUCUUCAAGUUCAAUUUCUGAUUCUUCAAGAAAAUCUUUAGGUAUUGGCAAAGAGUUCAAAUUAUUUUGCUCAACAGAUGAGGUCCAAAACUGCAGCUUACGAGACAGUGAAAAUAUUUUAUCUCUUGUAUUAAAAAUAUUAGUGUUUUUUCCUUGGAGUGAUAAACAAAGUCAUUUAAUUUUGUGAAUAUGUCUGUAAGAAAUGCUACUUUGGAUAACCACAGAGUGUUUGUAAAUCGAUCAGAUAAUCCAAAUUUAUGAUCCUGGAAAUACGCAAACAACUCUUAACGCAAUUCAAACAUUCUAACAAGGACUUUACCUUGUGAUAGCCAACGGACUUCUGAGGGGUGACUACCCAUAUCUUCACAUAUAAUUUUAAAUAGUCGUGACUGUAAUGGUCAAAUUUUUAUAAAAUUAAUAAUCUAGCACAGUUUUAAAUGAGAUUGAAAUAUGUUUAGCUACCAGUGCGUGUCUGUGAAGAACACAGUGAGAGCUGAUGCUGUUUUUUGCUACAUUUCUUAUUCGUGUCGCAGCGCCUGCCACUUUCCCAACCAUUGCUUUGGCACCAUCACUGCACACAUCUACACAUUUGUUUCAAUUUAUACUGUGUGUGUUCAUGAAAUUCUGGAUACAUUUAAAGAUGUUCUUACGAGUUUUCAAAGUUUCACACAGAAGCAAGUCUUCUUCAAUCUGUUUGUCAAAAUUAUAUCUAACAAAAACCAUCAAAAUUUAAAGUCCUGCAACAUCUGUGGACUCGUCUAAUUGCAGUGAGUACCCAUCAUAUUGAUGCAGUCGAGAAAUUAGUUCAGUAUGGAUGUCAUCAGCAAGAUCAUGAAUACGGCGCAAAACUGUGGUGUUGGAAAGUGGCACAGCUUCAAUUUCUUUACUCAACGUCUCACUUAAAAUACAUGACACUAUUUCUUUUGCACAUGAUUUUAUUAGUGGUUCCCCAAUUUGUGUGCUUCUUCUGCAAGUGCUAUGUGGUAACUCACUCUGUAUGAAGCCUCUCUGGCUUUUUCGUUAGCAUUUAGAAAUUUUUUGCUCAUAAAUUGUAUACUCUACUGAUACUCCUUUAGCAUUCGCUUAAAUGUCUCUGUAUUUGUACUCUGCGUGGAUUUGCUCAAAAUGACGACGUAAAUUAGCAGGUGCUAAUGAACUGUUUGGCAAUAUUUUAUUGCAAAGUACGCAUUGUGCUUCAGGACAAUCUUCAUUUCUGGCACUUGUGAAUCCAAAUGACAAGUAGCUAUCAUCAUAUUUUUUUUUUGUGUGCUUUUUUUCUUUUUCUUUGACUUGUCUCUGCUAUUUGAGGAACAGUAGAUACGAUUUCGGGCAUGUUUUCUGGAUUUUUAGUUGUAUCUUCUUUCUCAGUUUCUAUAAGUGCCGAACAGGUAGAAAUAGUUCCCUGCUUUAACCAGCUUUCCAAAUUCAUGGUUGUUGGUAAAAAAAAAAAAAAAAAAAAACACUUUGAAAAAUACAGAGCUCACAACACAAGAAUUUAUUUUUAUUUGUUUUUUUCAGUAUGGAAAAAGCAGGAUUUGCAGGAUGGAAAAAAAAAAAGAUCUGAACACUUGGAAAAAUACAAGUAGCAGUUUUUUGCCCCUGACAGUCUUUCAGUGCCCUUGACAGAGCCUUUAAAUGUCCCUAACAGAGAAUUUCAAUGCCCCUGACAGAGAAUCUUAAUGUCCAUACCUAACAGAGCUUUCUAGGUCCCUGCCUAACAGAGAUUUCUGUCUAUGACAAUAACAGAGCUUUAACUAUCAUCUCAACUCUCUAUCACUCCUCCACCACGAGUGAUAGAAAAUGGCUGACUGCAGGGCUGGCUGAGUGCUGGGCGGGCUGGCUGACUGCUCGGCGGGCUCUCUCACAGACGAGCUAAGUCUAAGUGGCUGGCUGAUGGCAGGACGGGCUCUGACGGCGUUGCGGGCUUAAGAUCACGCUCCGGUUGCGCGAUCUCUGCUGUUUCCGACCUUCCGGGAACAGCAGGUAGUGUGGCCAUCUUGGAUGUGGCAAAAUGUCAAUUGGGAAACGCUUUAUUAGAGGAUACAUUUUUUUUUCUUUGUUUUUAAUGCUUUUAGCAAAAAUAUCAUAAUCAAUAGAUUUAAGCUACUUGUCUGCUUCUGCGUCUGUUUAAAUUCUGAUAAAACCUCUGCUAAAAGACUGUCUUGAUCAAUACAUAUUUAUUGUUUUAAGUUCUUCUUACAUUUAUUGGAUGAUCAAGUUAAGCCCCGUUUGUGUGUCCACAUUUUGAAUUACAGUGACACGAUAGGCAGCAGAACCCCUCCCGCCUAAUGUGGUUUUGGGGCAAAUAACAUGUCCGUAACGGCUCAGCAGUGUAAACGCUGCCAUUUCUGAGCAAAGAGUAUUUACAUUGCUGCCAAGAGGGACUUCGUGGGUUUGGUUGUGAAAAGAUUUCAUGGAUAUCUGGGCAGGCAUGGAAAUGCUGAAUGCUCCCAAUGGAAAUGCAUUGAAUCAAUGCAUCUCUAUGUGGAUAUUCUGAUUGGCGCAGCAAUUUGAUGCAUGUUCACGCUAUCCUCCCAAAUGUCCCUGUGGGGUAGCAUUGGAUUGGCUGAGGUUAUGUAUCUAAAUGCUAGAUUUACAGUUUUCCUUUUCCAUGCAGAAGAUAUUGCUUUAGCUGUCACUUAAUAUACAUUUUCCCACCAGCCCCUGCGAGUGAUGACUAAUGGUAAGUGGUAAACCAAUGUAGAGGGAUAUUAAUUAGUAUUAUGAUGUAGCCAUGCAAUGCCAUUUUUGGAAGCAUACAUAAUGAAAGCCCAAAUUAUGUUUUACGUAUAUCUUUUGAUUGCCCAAUACAUAGUUUUCAGAUAAGACAGGCCUCUUUUAAGUGCAUUGUGAUAUCACCCUAUAAACAGAGUGAGAUUUCAUAGAUGUGAAUAAAAUAAUGAAAAAAUAUAUCCUACAGUCUAAUCUGUUGUAUAAUUUUAAAGGCACGGUAGAACGCGAUAUUCAGUAAGCAAGCACUGUUAAAGGAAAGGUUGCUGAUUGUCCUAAAAUAUUCUAACGUGGUUGAAUUGAGAUUUACCGGAAUUCUGUCUUAACAGUUGGUAUGUGUUCUGACCAAUAUCUGCAAUCCAAGGCUAGUUACUAGUAUUCAGAACGAUCAUCGAUUACCUUUACAAUAAUGCAUGUGGCUGAAGAAUUGUAGGAAUUCUAUUAGACAUGUUUGCUUUAAUUUAGACAGAAACGUGGCUCUAGUUAUUAAUGUAUGGCCGUUAUUUCUCUAGAUUGAAUGGAAGGAGCGGUACCAUGUUUCAAACAAGAAUUGUAAUGUGUUCCAAGAACAAAUGGAGGAAAUGAGAACUGGAUUCAAAGACAGAGAGAACGCAAUCAGCAGACUGCAAUCUAAACUUAAAGAUACAGAAGAGGCGCUCCAGAAAGCCUUUAGAUUGUCAGAUGAUAAAGAUAUAAGAAUAAAAGAAGAACAUAAAAGGUUUCAAGAUGUAAGCUACAAAUAAAUAAAACCAGUCAAUAACCCAAGUACAAUUGCAUUAACUUUCUAAUCCAAUCGUUAUAGCUGCCCCUUUCCUUGCAAUGGGUUUAAACAUUUAAAUAAAAACCUUCUAAUUAAAGGAAACAUUUGAGGGGUCGUUCGUGGGGUACUUUUGCACAAGCAAUAUUUCCUGAAAAUAAUAGGCAUAAUGUAAAUACGUUGAAGAGAGAAAACAACAUUUUGGUUAAUAAAGCCAUGAAAUGGACGGGCCCUUUACUAAAUGGAAGGAAUGCUGCGUCUUUAAUUUAUAUGUGAUCGUUUGAAAUGUUACAAAUCGAGUGGCAUUCACCAUGGAAACCAUAUAUUAAUGUUCCUGUAAUUGCGCCACAGUUCAAAUUUUGCCCAGAAUUUCUGUUUAUCGUUAACCCCUAUCACGUAUAGUAUAACCUGUAUUAAUAUCUGUGUUCAUUCCUGUUUUCUUACUUACAGCUUUUGUCUGAAUACCAAUCACUUGGAAAGGAACAUGAAAGAGUAAAGGUAAGAAGAGAUUUCAUUAUAAGUGGCUUAGUGUACAGAUUUCUUAUUGGUCAAACAAUUUAAUGUUACAAAUGCUGAACCUACAAAUAAAUAAAUAAACAAAUUGUCUUUUUUUAUUUUAUUUUUUUCUAUUGCUAUUGUGCAAUCCAUUUACAAAUUAUUUUAAAUAUAUUUUUUUCUUCCUAGGAUACAUUGUGUGUAACAGAGAGUAAAUUGUGCCAUGCGCAUGCUGAAAUACAUGAGCUGAAAAGGUAAGAUGUGUGUUAUAUUCGCUCCAGACAUUAAAUUACUCUAUAUCCUUCAUUUUUGUUGGCUGUACUUCAUACUUCCUGUGUGUAAAAGUCUGUCUAUAGUCCUCAUUUAUGUUCACUGUGCUUUAUGUGUGUAAAAAGCUAUGUGGUUGUUAGACAUGCUUUGGGUCUGCUUGAUAUUAACCUAUCUGUUGAGACAUAUAUAAAAGAUAAGUACCAAAUCUAAACAAAUAAUCAAUAGGUUUAGAAAACAAGCAAUUUAAUUGGGAAUAUAUAUAGUAUUUUCCAUAGUAUGAAAUUGUUCGGUAAACAUUGGAUCCAAAUAAUAUGCAAAAAAAAUAAAAAUAAAACCAUUUUAGUUCAGCAAAAGAUGUUGAAAUUACUCUCCAUAAGCACUUUAUGGCAGUGCGACAAUACAAUAAACCAACAAGUGAGCUGAAGUUUCCUGGAAUGGCUAUGAUCCUGCUCCGGUAUUCCGUCUUUGAUAUACAUUUUUUGACAGUCUUUAUUUGGUGAUGUGUGAGUACAUAGGUAGAUAAGAAAUAGCUUGAAUGAACAUCAGCAAGAAUUCAUAAAUUAAAUGAUGAAACAGUAAAGUGUUUUAAACAACCUACAUCUGAACUGAUCAAGUACAAUUGCAUGUUACCAAUCUUAUCCAUCUACACCCCUUUCCCUCCCACUCAUCCUUCUCCUCUGGACAUUUUGGAGGAGGGGGGCUCUAUUUUUCACCCCCUCCUACCCAAAGUCCGGCCAUCCUCAGGAGUGGUCACACCUGAGGUAUAUUAGGUGUUUGGGGAAUGCUAGUAGUGCAGAAUAACAUAACGAAUAAUGUAUCAGUGUCAACUUGGACCUCUGUCCACCUACUUCUUGAACUUGUCAUAACAUCUGCUUUGGGCCACUAUGGACUUGUGUGCUGGGAGUUCUAUUCUGCUAGGGUUUAUCAAGUAACUGUAACUCUUACCGUGUUAUUAUGGGGUAGUGGAUACUGAACUAUCUAUUUAAAGGGAGAUCAGAGUUCAGCACCUUUAAAAUCAAGAAAUGGAUCUGCCUCCAGAAUGGGAGACUAAUAGAACAUGACCACCAAAUAUGUAAAGUGGUGCCGACCUACUCCCCACAUCUCCAACACGUUUUCAAGGCCCCAUUGUACAUGCGAUAAAGUGACUCAGGGGUUCUCUACGAACACAUGCAAUUUGCGUGUAAUUUGGAGAGUGGAACAAAUUGAACUCUGGUGGGAGAGUAUAUUUAUCUUUUACCACUGCUGGUCUGAGAGCGAAACACCCAAUUCCUGCCCCCAGUUGGUGAUCUAUUUUGCAGGCUCUCUGGUGACAGAAGUCAACAACAAACAAAAAUACCGACUUGUACGAAGUAGCAAUCUAAGUACGUAUUCAUUGUAAUGAUAGUGGUGCAAAGAGUCUGUGGACUCUGUCCUCAUAGUUUGUGUCAUAUUGAGUGCCCUGACUAAGACCAGGGUCUCCUGGACAUUAACUGGGAGUGGCAGCAAAGACAAUAGCACAAAAGAACAUCAUUACGAACAAGCCUGGUACCUCAGUUUAUGGAACAGGACUUAAACAAUUUUUGCUGGUUUCAUCACAUUUUCUGUUUUUGUUGUUGGUGUUUUAGUGUCCGAUAUGAGCGAUCUCCACAUGUAAAAAGGGUACCUGCAUUUGUUAGUUUCACAACUCAGGAUUUCCUGUAGAGUCCCCGCUAUGUACACAAGGAGAGGUUUUCUCUGCUCUUUUAAAAAUGUUAAACCAUUUAUGUAGCAACCUAAAUACUACAUCUGUAUACAGGACAUUUUGUGUUAAAGGCAUACAUUUCAAUUUAAACACUUGUGUGUCAGAAUCUAUAUCAUUGUUGCUAGCGCACUGGCUCCACUCUCUAAUAUGUUUAAUGCCACUAGCUCAUGGACUUUAGACAAAACAGAUCUUUGUUUCUGUUUGUCACAUGUCCCUAUAUAAAAACCCUCAUUGGAGCUUGUCUGUGUUAGAACUGCUUCUAGGUACAAGCUUGUAAUGUAUUUUUACUUGGAACAGAUCUGUUUCGAAGCUAGAAGCGCAAAUCAAACAACUGGAGCAUGAAAACACUGUGAAACUUCGUCAUGUUGCUGAAAGCCAAUUACUCCAGUCCAAUGCCAAGUAAGGAAUUGUAAAAAUUAUAUUUAAAAAAAAAAAAAAUUUUUUUAAAAGGAUAAUGCUUUGCAUGCACUGGCAUUGUUUCUCUUUAUAUUGGAACAGCUGCUGUAUGUUUUUUUUUUUUUUUUUUUAAAAGGAGCGUAGAAACAGAAUGUGACGCCAUUGGGCCUAUUUAGGCUGCCCAAAAUUUCAAAACACUUUCAUUAGUCCCUGGCCUUAUCUUAUAGUUAGGAUAGCCUUAUACCUAUCCCACACAUGCUUAAACUCCUUUACUGUGUUAACCUCUACCACUUCAGCUGGAAGGCUAUUCCAUGCAUCCACUACCCUCUCAGUAAAGUAAUACUUCCUGAUAUUAUUUUUAAACCUUUGUCCCUCUAAUUUAAGACUAUGUCCUCUUGUUGUGGUAGUUUUUCUUCUUUUAAAUAUAGUCUCCUCCUUUACUGUGUUGAUUCCCUUUAUAUAUUUAAAUGUUUCUAUCAUAUCCCCCCUGUCUCGUCUUUCCUCCAAGCUAUACAUGUUAAGAUCCUUUAACCUUUCCUUGUAAGUUUUAUCCUGCAAUCCAUGAACCAGUUUAUUAGCCCUUCUCUGAACUCUCUCUAAAGUAUCAAUAUCCUAUAAGAUAAGGCCAGGGACUAAUGAAAGUAUUUAAAAAAUUGGGCAGACUAGAUGGGCCGAAUGGUUCUUAUCUGCCAUCACAUUCUAUGUUUCUAUGUUUCUGGAGAUACGGUCUCCAGUACUGCGUACAGUACUCCAAGUGAAGUGUAAACUCACAAAUGAAAAUACAAAUUGAGUAAUUCUCUCUAUGAAACUCAAAAUGCUAGCAUUAUUAGUGAGUUUGUGAUAUGAAAUCGUUUUAGGUAUAAGCAAUCCUUAAUCUUUUUGGAAAAGUAUUCAGCUCUGCCUAAUACACAUGCUCAGCUACUGUAUCAUGAAUAGAGAACUUCAGUAAAAAUUACAACUUGAGAAUGUAAACUCUAAAAUAUCUUUUUACAUAAUAUGUCUUAAAAUUCAAUUUGAAAAUUGUGAUAUUUAAAAUGUAGAGGAAUAGAAAUAGCUGGUCAUGUAGAGACAGAGCAAGGAUAAUUAGCAGAACUUAACUGCAUAAUAUGUUUUGAAGUGAAAUUUAAUGGUGCAGGUAGAACAUCAAAGGAACAUUUAGCAUUCCACCAUUCUAUAGUGUUUUUCGGUACAUGUGUAUGAUACCUAAAUUCAUACAUGCAUACAUACAUACAUACAUACAUGCUCGUUUGCUUAUCAUAACUGUCAGUCAUAUAGGUUGUUUUUAACAUGUUGUAAUGCAUAACCAGUCAUGAAGUGAUUCACACCUUGCGUUCCAUGGACGUGGCAAAGCGGAAAUGCCUUACUCCUGGUGCUGCUUGUUCAAUCUUCACUGGACAGCCUCUAGAUAACAAGGACAGUGACAUUGAAAACAGGAAGGAGACCACGUAUGAACCAGACAGGUGAGCGGGAAGUAGAAUUUCAAACCUUGUUUUUUUUUAUUUACUUUUUUUACAUUGUGAUUAAUAUAGCAAACUUGAUGGUGUAGAUUUUUUUUUAUUUUUUUAAUGCUGUUAUGUUCCUUAAUCCUUUAUAGAGACACAACUGAAUUAUUCCGUCAUGGUCCCGUGAGGGGAAUAGUUCUGUCGUGUGGUAUUUUAUCAGCAGGGACCAUUUACCUGUUGUUACCUGAUAACUGGAGGUAUCAUUUAUUACCUGUUUCUCCCCUUUGUGAGCUGGGGCCAGAGUUAGUAGGCCAAGACUGACUGACUAUCUGUUUGCAGUGCUCAAAGUGAGCGUCUCAAGCAGGCAUGUAAGUGGCUGUUAAUUCUCAGUUGCUACAAUGCUGUGUGAGCUCGGUUAAAUUCCUCCUGACACCAUGGAGUCUCAGAUAUUAGUCUAUUAGAUGUCUGGUCACAUAUAAUGCUGUAGCUUCACAGGAUAUUUACAAAGGCACACAUGGGGGUACUGUUGUACUCAGAAGAUGUAGCUGAACACAUUUCAGGGAUUUUGUAAAAGAGAAGUACACAUCAACUCACAAUAAAAAAACCUGAUCAUUAUUACAAAAAACCCACCAAAAACAACCUCAUUAUGUGUGUAUAUUAAAAAUAAGAAUUUAAAAAAAAAAAAAAAAAUUUAGCAGAGAUUGGCAGUUAAAUGUAAAAAGUGUCAAUAUGCCCUUAAGUAAAUAAACUAUGUCUCCUACUGUGUGGGAAUUUUGUUUUCUGUGAUGGCUAUUAAGCUGACAUGACAAACAUGCCAAAUGCUAAAAUUUGAGGAGUAUAUGCCUACAGGUGCUCGUGAUUUAAAUGCGGCUUUUUAAGUUUUCUUUAAGAUAACAUGGUUUUAGUCCUUUGGGUGUCCCUUUUAAUUCACUAUAUUUUGGUUUUUAAUAUUUUUAUUAUUUUUAAAAGAAAUAAAAGAAAUAAAGCAAAGACUGGGUAAUCAUGAAAAAAUAUUUAACGCAUACAUUUUAUUUCAUAGUUUUUACAUAAUCUUAAAUUGAGAUGUUUGUAAGGAGUACAUAAUGUGCUGGAAACCUGAGUGGGUUUGUAUUGUUUAGGUUUUGGUGAAUAACCCCCAAAUGUCUUUGUUUUAAUUGCACUGUUGUGAAACUGAAAAAAAAACAUUUAAAACUUUAAAAAGAAUAAGUGUAUUAAGAUAAUCCCAUAAUAUAAAGUAUAGAUUUAUCAAACAUUGUGAUUUGUGUAAAGUUUAGCUUGCCUGUAGUACUACGUAUUUCUCUUCUUUUUUAAAGGUACAAUUCUCCACCAGAAAAAGCUACCUCAUUUGAUAACGUCUCAGAAAUGUCUAAGACAAAAGAGAUCAGAAGUCAGGAAAGUCCCAUUCUGAAAGCACUGAGGGAUUUUGAAGAAGAAAAAGUAUUAACAACUUGGAGAAGUCAAACAGAAAAACAGAAUGCUGCUCAUAGUAAGUAACUCUUAUAUUUGAUGCAUAUUACAUUAGUAUUUGCAAAUGUUUAGGUGGUUUAUAUACCGCAUUGCAUUUGUUUGUUUUAGUUGUUGUUGUUAUUUUCUUCAUUUAAAAUUAGUUUUAUUUUUGUAGCUUUUAAAGAAACACUCUAGGUGCCAUAGCCCCUUCAGCUUUUGAAGUGGUUAUGGUGCUAAGGUACUGUCCCUACACUAUUACAGUUCUCUGUUGUAUGGUAUAACAUGGCUUUAAAGCACAUUUCCCUGCCAAUCAGAGAGCUGGAUAGGACACUUAGCAUGUUAUUUGAGGGGGACUUGCAGGUGUGGACUCCCUUCAGUUCAGUAAAUGAAUGGUGUAUGAUGAUUAGUGCUGCGCAUGGCACCGCAUGCAGCAACAAUCACAGAUGUAGGGAUACUAUUUCAAAUAGUAAAAUCUCUAUCCUAGGGAUCAAUAUAAUAGAAUGUAAAAUCUGAUGGUGAAUCUCUUACCUUUAGUUUUCUCACCAGUUUAAUUACAUCUAAAUCGAUUUCUUCUACCGAUUGGGAUUGACCACUUUAAUUGUUCUUAAAUUUAAAAAAAUGAGUAAAUGUGGGAGGCACAUUUUCUGUAUAUGAAAUGUUUGUUACAUGUGGAAUAUUGCAUCUUACAGAAUUAUCUAGUAGGAGACAAACUGUUGGCUUCAAUGACUGUUGGAGCCCACAUGGAUCACCAGAAAAUCAGAAAAGUAGGCAAAGACGAAUUAAUUCUCCUUCUGGGCCAAGAUCAUCUUCUGUUCCACCUGCGAACAGAAAGCCAACUGCAAUCACCACUCCAAGUACGUGAAUGUGAUUCCCUGUUAACCUUUUGCUAGUGCAGUAUUUUAAUUUGCUUGUUGAGAUACUUUGAAUCGAGUUGACCUCAAGGGGGGCAGCACCAAGGGACCCCUGCAUUGGAACCAAGUAAGUAAAUUAAAAGGUUUUUACUUGCUGCAUGGUGGGCACAGGGUGCAGAGGGACACUAUAUAGAAUAAACCUUUGUAUUCUAAUACUGUCGUGUUCCACGCCUCCAGUGACUGUUACACUGACAGCCACUGGAGGCGCUUCCACUACACUGACGGAGUAAAACUUGGUCACGUGACGUCCAAGCUUAGAUGUGCAUAUGGCUCUAGCCAAGCAUAUGCAUCAGGUCCUCUGUGGAGCAUUGGAUUGGACCAAUUAUGGAGGAGGACAUGCAUCCUCCAUAAUGUCGAAGGAAGCGAAGAGGAAGGCAGCAUCGAUGGAACCUCUGCGCUGGAAAAGGGUAAGUAAAAUGCAGAAUUGUCUUAUUUUGAUGGGACACUGGGGAGACGUAUAUAUUACUAUGUUAUAUUGGGGAUAGGGACACUUUAAAGUAUUUAACGCUUUAGUGUUCCUUUAACCCCUUAAGGACACAUGACAUGUGUGACAUGUCAUGAUUCCCUUUUAUUCCAGAAGUUUGGUCCUUAAGGGGUUAAAGGACCACUAUAGUGCCAGGAAAACAAACUUGUUUAACUGACACUAUAGUAUUAAUAGGUCCCCCCCACCCUCAUGGCCCCCUUCCCGCUCGGCUGAAGGGGAAGAAAGGGGUUAAAAUCUUACCUUUCUCCAGCUCCGUGCUCCUUCGGCGCUGGGGACUCUCCUCCUCCUUCGGUUGUCAUCGGCUGAAAGCGAAUGCACAGCAAGAGCCGCGCGCGCGCGCAUUCAUUCAGUCCAUAGGAAAGCAUUCUCAAUGCUUUCCUAUGGAUGCUGGCGUCCUCUUACUGUGAAAAUCACAGUGAGAAGCGCGGAAGCGCCUCUAGCGGCUGUCAAUGAGACAGCCACUAGAGGCUGGAUUAACCCAUAGCUAAACAUAGCAGUUUCUCUGAAACUGCUAUGUUUACAGCAGGCAGGGUUAACCCUAGAUGGACCUGGCACCCAGACCACCUCAUUAAGCUGAAGUGGUAUGAGUGCCUAUAGUGGUCCUUUAAGUAUAUUGUAUAUAUGGUGUUGUAUGAUUGGUAAUUAUUGCAAGAAUCAUUUUCUAGAUUCUUCUAUUAUUUUUAUUUUUUUACUCUAAUUAAACAUUCUUGCCAUCUGUUGCUUGUGCGCUUGUAUGAAUCAUUUCUAUAUAGAUUUUAUAAAAGAGUACAAUCACAAAAGCUCACAUAUAUGCAAUAAGCAUUAACUAGUCCUAUUUUCAUAUUCAUCUAUUCAUGACAGAAGGAGCACUUAGUUUCAUCUAAACUACGCAUAUCAGGAAGCAUUCGUUUGAGCUGCAAUAGGUGACAGUAAUUGGCGGAGAGUGGCAGCUGACCUCUUUCAGCCUACCACAGCCAUCCACUUCUAUAGCCAGUUCAAAGAGAUGAAGUGGUUAUAUUACACAUUUAAAGCAUAUUUAUAUACAAAGUUGAUGGUAUCAACAUUAUAAAUGCAUGUAACAUAAUGAACUCAACAGAAUACACAAGUUAUACGUAUAUGAGAUUUUUCUGGAGGUGAUAAACAAUAAGAAAAUAAUGAAUGGGAAUGUAUGAGGAUCACUCACUUGCCUUUUAAAGAGGCAUAGUCACUUUUUUAGAUUUUGUAUCACUAAAUUAUGUUCAUAAAGUGCCAAUAUGGUGAGGUUUCCCUUGAAAGUGGUUUCUGUGUGCUUUGUGUUUUUCUCCCAAUUUACUGUUUGCACUCUGUUUUUGCAGCAAAGCGUGAAUUGAUGCUAACCCCAGUGUCUGUGAAAUACAGCCCAAAACGAUCGCCUAGAGAGAAUCUAUCACCAGGUUUGACUCAACUAUUGUGCAGUGAUGAAAACCCAAUGACAAGGUGAACAUUUGUUUCCCUAAAUUACUUGCUUUUAGUUUGUAAUUGUAUGUAUGUUUUGUGUUGGUUACAAUGUGAAACACCUGCUGUAAUAAUAAACCAUCAAAUAAGAGCUAAGUAUAAGUAUCUGAGACUACAUGCAAAUGUAUUGUUAGUAAAUUGUUACAAUGACUCCCCUUUAAUGUAAACUCUUAUCUUCUUGCAUGUAUAGUGACAGAUUGUAUUAAGCCAUCAUCUGCCAUACAUUGCUGCUGCAUAAUUGACCAUUAAAAGAUCAACACACCAUAUUUUUUUCAAAUUAUUUUAAUCCACAAAUAUGGUAGUGUGGAAUUAUUUGAGGACACUAGUUAGUUUACCCUUACAUUAAGUGUGAUAUUUUGGGAAAUGUAAACAAUUUAUCUACUACAUUAAAUAUCAGUCGAGGAAUGACCUGUUCAUUUACUCUGAGCCAUGGCCUUAAAGGAACACUAUAAUGUUAAGAAUACAAAACUGUAUUCUAAAAGCGUCACUGUCAUGCUGAACUUACCUUUCCCCAAUAAAUUCUUCUUAGAUCCCUCUGUCAGGAUCUGUUCUUCAUUUCUUCCUGUCUGCUCUAGUUUUCUUUAAACUCAUAAGACAAAAUAGGGACUAUUCUCACACCUGACCAGCUAUGGUUAGUGGAGGAGCAAAGUGUGCUUCAUUUCCUGGGGUCAGAACAAUUUCCCCACAAUUCUCACCUUUCCUCCGUGUUCUCACGAAGCCUCCUUUCACAUUUACUGAACGUCCUGUCAUUUUAGACAGAACACCGUCAAAACUACCGAAUUGCGUCCUAACAGAAAGAGAACAGUUUCUCCAUUUGUGUUAGGUCGCAAUUCGGUAGCUUUGCCGGCGUUCUGUCUAAAAUGACAGGACUUUCAGGAAAUGUGAAAGGGGGCUUCGCGGGAACACGGAGGAAAGGUGAGAAUUGUGGGAAACUUGCUCUGACCCCCGGAAAUGAAGCACACUUUGCUCUUCCGCUGGUCAUAGCUGGUCAGGAGUAGGAAACCUCCAUGAGACAAAUAGUCCCUACUUUGUCUUAUGAUUUUAAAGAAAACUAGCAGACAGGGAGAAAUGAAGAACAGAUCCUGACCGAGGGAGAGAAGAGGAAUCGAUUGGGAAGGUAAUAUCGGCAUGACAUUGCCGCUUUUAUGCUAUAGUGUGCCUAUUGAUUGUCAAACUCUGUGAGCAGGAAGCGUCUCUAGUGGUUAACUGUUAGGUGAUCUCUAAAUGUAAACAUUGCAGUUUUUCUGAAAUUGCAAUGUUUGCAGCCGCAGCGUUAAGGGGACAGAGACACUGCACCAGGAUCACUUCACCGAGAUAAAGUGGCCUUGGUGUUUAUAAUGUCCCUUUAAAGUUAACCCAUUGGGUAAAAUUCUACUUUUCUUAAAUAUGUCCUUUUAGUUUUUUCUCCUCCUUGUAUAUGGAGCGUUAUAGAGGUUUUAAGCAACCUCACAUCUUUCCUAAUGAUUCCAGUGCUGCCAUUAGCACACCUUUGUGGGAGUAAAUGUUCUUCUUUGUCCUGCCUAGCUUUGAAAAGUCUGGGAUGGCAUCCUCACACCUAAUACAGCUCCACCUGAUUAUGCUAAUUUGUUGGCUUUAUUGCCAGCAUAUCAGCCCACUGAACAGAGUAUUGUCCGAGGGCACUCAGUUCCUAAUUACUGCCAAGCACAGACUGUGUGACGAGGAGAGGGCUCAUAUGUGCAAUUUCUUCUGUAGAAAUAGCAGCAGAAACAGUGACUUGGAUCCCAUGCAUGUUUCAGUAGAAUAAAGCAGGGCCAGCAUGGUCUGCCAGGGGGGAGGGGUACACAAAAUCUAUUUGCAAGCACAAUGUAGAGGUGAAAGAAUCUAUUUCCAGUAAGCACAAAAAAAAAAAAAAAAUGACCGUAACCCUUUUUAAUGAGACAUUCCUUACAAUUGUAAGAGUUUUUUAAACUAAUUUUAUAUUGAGCAUUUUUUUUCUAGUUUGAAAAUAUGUUGGCAUAACAACAUUUCACACACAAAUGCUGUUUUAUCCUAAAUACCAUUUGAUGAGUGCUGUUCAUCCUUUACAGAAAUAUUGCAUUGAUUAAUUUCUUUAAAGACUAUAGCCCUUAUGUGACGGUAUUUCAUAGAGGAUCUGGAAUAUUCUAAAGCAUGCAAAAAAACAAUUUGUGUUGCUUAUAUUAGGUUUUACCAAAAUAAAUAAAAAUGGAAAAUACCAUAAUUAUGGAUAUGUUAUAACAAGUCUGGUGGCAUUAUUAGCAUUACAGCUUCUUAAUCCAUCAAAAUAUGAAAUAAUGUUUCUAUCGGAGUAUAAUUCACAGAAACAAGUAGGUAUUUUUAUGAAAAUUGCAUAGGUUAGUGUUAGAGCAACCUGUAUGGUCUUUUUUAAUGCACUAGAGCCUUCCUGCCUGUUAGAAUACAGCCAUAACUUUUUGUUCUUUUAAACUUCAUUUACUGUAUGGAGAGUCAGAGAAAUCUGUCAUAUUCAGCCCACUUGCAGAGAUUCAAAGUGACAGAACAAGGUUCUCACUGAGAAAUACUUGGGUUUCCACCAGUAUUUCACAGUUAUGGCUUAGUACUUCUCUUUCUAAUGUAUUUCACUAUUUUAAAGGUUUGACGUUGUUUGGGAUGGUUCGGCUACACAUAAAGAUCCCAGUCCUAGGAAGAGACUUCAGUUCAUGUCACUGGAUGAGCCAGAAGGUAUUUUAGCAGGCUUACAAAAAUAUCUAUUUGACAGUCUGUAAUUUUUACUUGGCUGUAAAUGCUACAGGUGUCAUGUGCAUGAUGUGUGUCACCUAGGUGUUGUAUUAAUUUGCUAUGUGUUAUGGUGGAACUAAUAGUGAUAUCUUUAUUUUGUUUUAUUUUGGGUAAUUGAUAUGUACUUGAUUUCUGCAGGUGAGCUUUGAGUAAAUGACUUGUGUAUGUUCUUCUAGGAGGACAUGUGUUUUUAUAAGCCAGCUGGAAAUUAUUCAUAAUUCAACCUAAUGGUCUUUGGCUUUAAGGUUACUGACCACUACCUGCUAACUACAUGUGUUAGGUUAUGUAAAAUAUGUAACCUCUGGGCAUAAUCCACCAAGCCUCCUGUAAUUCAAUAAACCUAAUCCUUAAAAGGACACUAUGGGCACAAAACCAACCAGCUUAAUGAAGCAGAUUUGAUGUAUAGAUCAUGCUCCUGCAGUCUCACGGCUCAAUUCUCUGCCAUUUAGGAGUUCAGUCACUUUUAUGCAGCCCUAGAUACACCUCCUUGCAUGUGACUCGCACAGCCUUACUAAACAUUUCCUGUAAAUAGAGAUCUAAUGUUUACAUUUGCUUUAUUGCACACCCUGUUCAAUUUAGAAUUUCAUAUCUCCUGUUCUGCUAAUAGCAUCCUGUGUGUGAUUAAAGUACCAAUUUAUAAAGCAGGAAAUAAAAGCUUCUAGAGUUCAAAUCUGAUUGAAAAUGAAACAUUUGUUUUCAUGUAGGCUGUGUGAGUCACAGGGGAGGUGUGGAGAGGGCUGCAUAGACAGAAACAAAACUAACAACAUCUAAAUACCAGAGAAUUGAACAGUGAAAAUGCAGGGACACGAUCUAUACACUAAAACUACUUCAUUAAGCUAAAAUAGUUUUGAUGCUUAGAGUAUCCCUUUAAAGUGAAAUUGCUGAUGCCUUAAAGGAUCACUAUAGUCACCUAAGUUACUUUAGCUAAAUAAAGCAGUUUUAGUGUAUAGAUCAUUCCCCUGCAAUUUCACUGCUCAAUUCACUGUCAUUUAGGAGUUAAAUCACUUUGUUUCUGUUUAUGCAGCCCUAGCCACACCUCCCUGGCUACGAUUGACAGCCUGCAUGAAAAAAAAACUGGUUUCACUUUCAAACAGAUGUAAUUUACCUUAAAAAAUUGUAUCUCAAUCUCUAAAUUGAACUUUAAUCACAUACAGGAGGCUCUUGCAGGGUCUAGCAAGCUAUUAACAUAGCAGGGGAUAAGAAAAUCUUAAUUAAACAGAACUUGCAAUAAAGAAAGCCUAAAUAGGGCUCUCUUUACAGGAAGUGUUUAUGGAAGGCUGUGCAAGUCACAUGCAGGGAGGUGUGACUAGGGUUCAUAAACAAAGGGAUUUAACUCCUAAAUGGCAGAGGAUUGAGCAGUGAGGCUGCAGGGGCAUGUUCUAUACACAAAAACUGCUUCAUUAAGCUAAAGUUGUUCAGGUGACUAUAGUGUCCCUUUAAAAUGACUGUCCUUGUCAGGGCACAUGCCUGUGUAAAUAUUCUACCUUUUCGGUCUAUUUUUCUAACAGUGAUACAGAAGAGUAGAAGUGAGUCACAGCUUGCUCCUUUAGUAGCCCCUUAUGAUACCGAAUUCAUAUACAAUGACAGGAUGAAGACUAUAUCUGACACAGAACGGCUUUUUGAUGAUUUAACGGAAGAAAAGCAACAGGUAUUUUUAAUGCUUCUGCAGUUUUGUGUCUUUCCUUCUUUUAAUCCCUAAAGGACUUUUGAUGGUUUAUCUAGUCCUUACUGACUUACUCAUUCCAAUCGAAUCAAGGUUAUAUGGAGCAUUGAAUGGUAAUAAACAGGACAUCACUUAUGACAUAGGGCUUGCAAUAAUAAAAUAUUAUUCCCACUGAAAUCUUUUUUUUAUCUGGGUUAGGGGUAGGCCUGUCUUUGGCACUUCAGAUGUCCUGGACUACAUAUCCCCUGAUACUUUGCCAGCAGUAUGGCUGUAAGAGCAUUAUGGGAGAUCUAGUCCACAAUAUAUGCCAUGUUGAAGGUUGCCCUCUGACUUACAUUUUUCUAUGUGUUUUUAUUUUAAUUUUUUAUUUUGCUUUGUGGGAAUAACAUUUUCUGUUAGGCUGCCACCUACCCCAAAACCCUUACAGAUAUACUAGCUGGGCCAGGAAUACAAAGCUGUAUUCAAGGCACUAUAGCUCCCUCUGCCUCCCGCCACCGACAUGAUGAAUACAGGGUUUAAUAACCCUUUAUUUACUUGCCUAAUCCCAGCACCGAUGUCCCUCAGGGCUAGGUCACAGUUCCGUCUCCUCCUCCGUCCUGUGACAAGCGGGUGCUAAUGCACGAUACGCGGCUAAUGUUGUAUGUGCAUUAGGCCCUCUCUAUAGGAAAGCAUUGAAUCAAUGCUUUCCUAUUGGAGAAAAUCUGACGCUGGAUGUCCUCUGAAACUGCAAUGUUUUUCAUUGCAGCACUAAGUGCAAUAGGGACACUGCACCCAGACCACUUCAAUGAGCUGAAGGGGUUUGGGUGCCUAUAGUGUCCCUUUAAUACGUUUCACAGGCGUGCUCCUCUCUGUUAACUUUUUAGUGUUUCUUAUAGUGCAGUAGUUGCUUCUUCCUGUGUGUCUAUAGAUGAUAAUUAUCUUCAGAGUUAAUUCAAUGUAUAAUGUUUCUUGCUCCUGCCAACAGAUAGAAGCUGCCCUGAGCCGCAUGCCUAGCUCUGGACAUAGACUAAGUCUGCAAAUGAGAGCAAAGAAGGUAAGGGUUUCCUCCAUUUUGAGUUUUGGAAUGAAUCAUUUUUUACAUGUACACUGGGUGCUAUAACCCAUUCCAACCAGCAGUAUAACCAUGCCAUAUGUUCUUCCAUUACUCUCAGGCAUGCUGCUCUACUACAGUUCCAGUAGAUUUAACUAUUAAAUCACGUGGGUCACAAUCACAGGAGAUAGUACAUAGUGGUUAAUGACUAUUGCAAAAUCAUUCUUGCACAUUAUCUUCUACCGUAGUUUUAUUAUUUGGUUUAGACAGACUACUUCCUGGCCCACCUAGGAGUCAUAGUGUUCACAAUUUCGAGUCCCAAACUCUUCUGUUACCUGUUACACUUUUUUUUAAAGGUAAAGCCUGCAUUUCCUUGUAUCUACCCUCAACUGUAAGUAUAUUUCAAAACAGGGAGUCUGUCACUACUGUUCUGAAAUUACAUAUUUACAGAUUAUACCGGCAUUAUUUGCAAAUUUGUAAUAAAUAUCUUCAGCUUAAUGUAGUCAUCAUUAAUAUAAUUGACUGUGAAAACAUUAAAGGAACACUAAAGCGUUGGGAAUACAAACAUAGUUACAUAGUUACAUAGCUGAAAAGAGACUUGCGUCCAUCAAGUUCAGCCUUCCUCACAUUUGUUUUUUGCUGUUGAUCCAAAAGAAGGCAAGAAAACCCAGUUUGAAGCACAAUUUUGCAACAAGCUAGGAAAAAAAUUCCUUCUUGACCCCAGAAUGGCAGUCAGAUUUAUUCUUGGAUCAAGCAGUUAUUACCUUACAUUGAAAGAUUAUAUCCUUGAAUAUUCUGUUUUUGCAAGUAUGCAUCUAGUAGCUGUUUGACUAUCUGUAUGGACUCUGAUAAAGCCACUUCUUCAGGCAGAGAAUUCCACAUCCUGAUUGUUCUUACAGUAAAAAAAACGUUCCUUGGCCUUAGACGAAAUCUUCUUUCUUCCAGUCUAAACGCAUGGCCUCGUGUGCAAUGUAAAGUCCGGUUUGUGAAUAGAUUUCCACACAAUGGUUUGUAUUGGCCCCGAAUAUAUUUGUAUAAUGUUGUCAUAUCCCCUCUCAGGCGACGUUUUUCUAAACUAAAUAGGUUUAAAUUUGUUAACCUUUCUUCAUAGCUGAUAUGUUCCAUUCCUUUUAUUAAUUUUGUAGCCCACCUCUGCACUUUUUCUAGUGUCAUAAUAUCUUUAGAACAGGUGCCCAAAAUUGCACAGCAUAUUCAAUAUGUGGUCGUACCAGUGAUUUAUAAAGAGGCAAAAUGAUAUUCUCGUCCCGAGAAUGAAUGCCCUUUUUCAUUCAUGACAAGACCUUACUGGCCUUGGCCACUGCUGAUUGACAUUGCACAUUGUUGCAUAAUUUGUUGUUUAUAACAAUUCUAAAGUCCUUUUCGUGUGUUGUUAUCCCUAAUUCGCUUCCAUUAAGGGUAUACGUUGCUUGUGUAUUCUUUACGCCGAAGUGCAUAACUUUGCAUUUUUCAACAUUAAAUUUCAUCUGCCAUUUGAGUGCCCAGUCCCCCAGUCUAUCUAAAUCCCUCUGCAGCAAAGUAAUAUCUUGCUUAAAUUGUAUUACUUUAUUAAGUUUUGUGUCAUCUGCAAACACUGAAACAUGACUUGUUAACCUAUAAAAAUAAAAAAAGUUUUGCUUAUCUUUUUUUCAGCACUGAGCCUCACUCGAUGCUACCACCCUCUCUUCCUCUCGCUAUGCCAUCUUGGAGGUGUCACUUCCUUGAUGAAUAUGCAGUGCUCCUCAUAGAGGAGAAUUCAGCAUGAGGUUUUUCCCUAUGAGCUGUAGAAUGUCACGUGACCGAGUGAAACUCGGUUGUUGCAGAGGAAGUGCCUCUAGUGGCUGUCUAGAAGACAGCCACUGGUGGUAUGUUUAAAGGGACACUAUAGUCGCCAAAACCACUACAGCUUAAUGUGUAAAGCAUGUCACUGCAGCCUUAGCAUUGUUAACACUGCACCUCAAGUGUCAGUCACUCAGAUGGCCAUUAGAGGUGCUUUCUUUGUCACUGUCUCCAUGGUCUCACAAUGAUUUCUUAUGGGAAAUAAUAGCCUCACAUUGCUUUCCUAUAGGAAAGCAUCGGAUUGGCUGAGAUCAUCCUCACAGCCAAAGAGACGGGGCCGCCGCAGAAAGAAUGGUGCGUAGUAGGAGAAAAGGUGAGUAAAGUCACUAAUGUUGCAUUCCAGCACUAUAGUGUCAGGAAUACAUGCUUGUUUUACUGACACUAUAAGUGUUCAUUUAACCCUGCAAUGUAAACAUUGCAGUUUCUACAAAAUGAAGUCAUCUGGGUGCCUUUAGUGGUUCUUUAAGGGAACUUUCUUUUUUCCCAAUUCUGGAGAAGGAAGAGUCCGUUAUUAAUAUCAUAAUAUUAACUAUACUCUCAAAUUAUACAACUUUUUUUCUUAUUUUUGUGUAUCAUUGACAUGGAAAUGUGUAUAAAUAACAUGGAACGAACUGUGUGCAUAUUGUUUAUUAUUUUUAUUAAAUAUUGCCAUUUAUAUAGCGCCAACAGAUUCUGUAGCGUUAAGAGCAGAAUUAAUUAUCUAUCUUUUAAAAUUUCUGUACAACAUCACUAUAUGAGUUUCUUUUGGUUUAAAUUUUCUCAGGAAAAUUUGGAAGACCGUCUGGAAAAAGUCAACCGCCACCUGGGGUCAGUCAGGAUGAUCCUGAAAAAAUAUCAUGUUUUACCAAGUUCGGCAAACAUUUGAAACUUUCCAGUAAGACCUUUCACUGGCUGUGUUUUGCACUACCCUGGACAUACGCAGUACAAUGCUAAACACUAGUAUACCCAGGACCAUGGGCUUCCAAAUCAUGUGCUUUUUAUGACUUUUCUACUUCAUGUGUUUUUAUUUUGUUUUUUUUAACACAGAAUUGGAAGUUAAAUGUAAAAAUGUUUUAGUAUUUUAAGAGGCCAUAUUUCUAAGCUGUAUGGAUCUAUUGUAUGCUAAGUGUAUAUAUAAACCUAUCGAAUGAUAAAUACCUGUACACUCCUCUCUCUAUAUUGGUCUUCACAUUAAGAAACACAGUUGAUACAAUGUUUUUAACAGUGCUUCCACAUGGGGAAUAUUUGUUAAAAUUAAGCUUGUGACAAAUGUAUUUUAUGUACUAUAACUAUAUAGAAGUGUUUCAUUCCAGGCCUAUCCUGCACUUUGUUUUGUUUCUAUUUUAUAAACUGUGCUUUUUCAGAAAGUCAAUGUACUUUUAUUGAAUGAAGAAUGAACACAAUGGAGCAAUAAAUAUUUUUAAAAUGUGUCA